AUGGAAGGGAGGAGCCUUCUGGGGAGGGAGGCUCGAGCUCCGGGGCAUGUUGUUGUGGUUAUCCGUCUGUCUGGGGAGACAAUGGAAGAGGGUGCCUAAUUCAAGGCAAACGUUACUGUUUUUGUUCCUCUGAAAUGUGAGCGCGAAUAAUCCGUUGGGAAAACGCCGUCCUGCCUUGCGGGGCUGCUGUAAGGAUAACGGAGAAGCGCUUUAAGCCCCCCUCAAAGCGCUAUAAUAGGGGAGGGCAAUGCUUUUCUUGGUUGGUUUUCCCAGCAGCGCUGUAUGGAAGUGAGAGUUGGACCAUAAAGAAGGCUGAUCGCCGAAGAAUUGAUGCUUUUGAAUUAUGGUGCUGGAGGAGACUCUUGAGAGUCCCAUGGACUGCAAGAAGAUCAAACCUCUCCAUUCUGAAGGAAAUCAGCCCUGAGUGCUCACUGGAAGGACAGAUCCUGAAGCUGAGGCUCCAAGACUAUGGCCACCUCAUGAGAAGAGAAGACUUCCUGAUGUUGAGAAAGAUGGAGGGCGCAAGGAGAAGGGGACCACAGAGGACGAGAUGGUUGGACAGUGUUCUCGAAGCUACCAGCAUGAGUUUGACCAAACUGCGGGAGGCAGUGGAAGACAGGAGUGCCUGGCGUGCUCUGGUCCAGGGGGUCACGAAGAGUCGGACACGACUAAACGACUAAACAACAAUGCUUUUCUUUGGGGUGCGGGGCGCUGAGAGGGGGGCGAGUCCCCCCCUCCUCUCCAUUUCUGACGGGGGUAAAAGCAGACCGCCGACCGCGGAAAAUCAGAAGCCCCUUCGACUUCCAUGGCAACGACGCCAGGCCGCUUCGCGUCCCCUCAAGCCGAGGAAAGAGGCAGAGAGAGAAAGAAAGAAACGGCUGAGGCGAGAAGCAGCCGCAGCCAGGCCUUCCUCCUGCCGUUGCCGGGGCAACGCCUCAGGGAAGUCUCGCGAGAUCUUGGGAAGCCGGCGACUCCCCCUCUCUCGUGAGCGGGAACAGGAGGAGAGCCGCUUGGCGAAUGGGGUUGCGGAGGAGGCGUCACGUGGCGCGGCGCGCGCGCGGGCUCCCAGGAAAAGGGGAGGGGCUGACUCGGAGGUGCGUGAGGGGAUUUUGUUACCGGCGGGUGGCGGGAGGCUUUUGAGGCCUACUCGGGUCCGCCUCACCUCAGCGGGCCGCCUUCCCCGUACCCUCCGUUCCUUUGCCUGAGGAGCGGCGGAAGGAGCCCGGAGGCGGAGGAAAAUAGCCCCGUCCCUAGAUAAUUGGGAUGAAUGGAUGGAGGAGGCGGCGGCGGGGGCUGUGUUGUAGGCCCAGGGGUGGCCCCCUCAGGAUGUGAAAGCCAGCCAGCGCGCCCAAUUGGGGCUUUGUAAGUCGUAGCCCAGCGGCGUGUGAAGGGCCGCGAGUUUUCGCAAUGUAGGGGGUUGGACUAGAUGACCCUUGGGGGUCCCGCCCAGCUCCAUGGUUCUGAGAUUCCUCCUGCCGGCGCCACCCGCAGUCCUGGCGGUGUUGGCUGCCGGAGGCGGCGAAGCUUCUGAAUAUUAAGCAAUUCAUUCUAAAUGCCGCCCUUCGAGGUCCGCAGGGCUGUUUGCAGGACACCAGGAAGGGGAGAGUCAAACUCGGGCUCAGACUCUUCCGUUCUGCUGAGAGAUCUGAGCCCAAAUACCAUGUUUCCAUCUAGCCCCGUGUUUCUCAGCCUGUGGGUCCGCCGAUGUUGUUGGACUACAACUCCCAUCAUUCCUGACUACUGGUCAUGCUGGCUAGGAAUGAUGGGAGUUGUAGUCCAACAACAUCUGGGGAUCCACAGGUUGAGAAUUAUGGCCUACUCUGACUUAGUAGAUGCCUUUCCCAGUCUUACUAAGUGGGAUGUCAACGAAGGAUACAGGAACCUUUUAUGUGAUGAGUGUGUGUUCUACCACUGAGCUGUGCUUCCUGUUUAAAUGUAAGCUCAUGAAGCUUCCUCAUAUCUCAUCAAACCCAUCAGUUCAUCUAGCACAAUUGCUCCAACUGAGCUCCUUUCCAAAGUCUUGCUGAUUAAAAUCCUGUUAUCUGGAAAUGUCAGGGAUUACACGUGGGAGGUGCGCUGUGAUCAGACACUGCAAUUAUUGAACACAUAUAGAACAGCCUUGCCAAAGUUAAGCAAGGCUGGGACUGAUGGUCCAGGGGGCAGCAACACGAGAAUGGGCCUUUUUUGUAGUGGCUCUCCCCAGGGAGGCUUGCCUGGUACCUUCAUUACAAAUCUUUAGACACCAGGCAAAGACAUUCUAUUCUUGCAGGCCUUUGGCUAAUUAAACAGUUUAUGGCAUUUUAAACUCGUGGUUUUUAUAUUGUAAGCUUCCCUGUGAUCCUUGGGUGAAGGGCAGCAUAGGAGCCAACUCCUAGGGCUUGAGGUCUCUUCAGCCCCCCCCCCCCCCCGGGCAGAGCUUAAUGCUCGGGCAGGGGGAGGCAGAGAGCAGGCGGGGGCGGGGCUGGCACGUGUGGGGGGGGCAGGGUGCAUGUCCUGGGGGCGGGGCCCAGCUACGAUGGCACCCUGCUGGGAUCGCGCUGCCAAAGGCGGGGUGCUCCUCUCCGCGCUCCUGUUCCUCCGCCAGUGCCCCCCAUUAAAACAUUUGAGGAGGCCGGGCAUCUUGUGAUUGUUAAUGUUAAUUUUAUUCCAGUUGGCACCCCGAAGGGCUGUAUAGAAAUAUAAUAAACAAUAAUAAUGUCUGGGCAACUGCAUUUCUUAAGUUCCAUGGAGGAAAGAUGAAAUAUAAAUAAAAUAAAAUUGACCAGAUUUACACACCUUCAGGCAAUACUGUAGCAUUAAAGUGGGCCCAGACCAUUCAUUUAGCAUAGUGAUAUAUUUUGAACAUUAAAAAGUCACAGUUUUUCAAAGUUAAAUCUUGCCAGUUGUUGUUUCUAGAAUGCUCAAAAUAACCAGCUGCUAUGCAUAAAGAGAUAAUCUGCUUUAAAGGUGAAGUGACAGGCUGCAAUACAAACCCCGUUUGCACUGGAAGGAUUGGGCAAUGAAGACCCAAACAUGCCGGUCGAUAGAAGUAUUGCCAGUGGAAUCCCCACAGCAGCCUGUGGAAAGCCUCAGAAUCGGUAGUUCUGGGGAACUGGGAGGGACUGGUCUGGGAUGCACUGGAUCCUGAGCCAGCCCCUCAGCUAUAUUGUUUGAUAGCAUUGGCAACAUGUCCAAUGCAGGACUUUCUGCCCUGGUUGGUGUCAGUGACGGGGCAAAGAUGGCAGCGGCCUGAUUGGGAUUUCAGUGAUACACCACAAUUCUAUAUUCUCUACUUAAAAGUGUUAUCAUUGAGUUCUCUGGAGCGUGUUCCCAGGGAAACAUCCAGAAGGUUGCCGACUUUGGGCCAUAAUCCUUUGCAUGCUUAUUUGGGAGUAAAUCCCAUUGGAUUCAGUGGUACCUUUGAAUGAUUGUGCAUAGAAUUGAACUAUGCCAAGACUAAAUUGCACCUAGUCAGUUGACAACGUUAUUUGACCAUUGUCAAAUACAGUCAUACCUUGGUUUUCGAACAGCUUAGUUCACAAACAACUUGGAACUCGAACGCCGCAAACCCAGAAGUAGGUGUUCUGGUUUGCGAACUUUGCCUUGGAAGCUGAACGUCCAGUGGUGUGGCUUCCGCAGCUUCCAGUUGACUGCAGGAUGCUCCUGCAGCCAAUCGGAAGCCACACCUUGGUUUCCGAAUGUUUCUGAAGUUGAACGGACUUCCGGAAUGCAUUCUAUUCGAAAGCCAAGAUACGACUGUACUGCAAAGUGCUCCAGAAACAAUACUUUGUAAAUGGCAGGUGAUCUUUUUGUUUCAUGAUUUUGCUGUUUAUUAGCAAGUCUAGCUUGUGUUAUUCCAGACUAAAUGGGUAGACUGCAAAGCAAAGUGUUUGGUCUUUUAUCAUUUGGAGAAGGGAGGUUCUAAAGUAAGCCUAAGAAACUAAUCUUAUCCCAUUAUGUUGCUGACUGGCUGGGAUUAGGAUUGUGAAGGUGUCCCAGUGCAAAGACCAUCACCACACCUGCAGAGAGCUUGGUGGACAAAAAACUGCUGCUGCCGCCAAUAUUCCCACAAUUAAUACCAAGCAAAGGGUCACAAAAUGGACUGUUGCAGGGGCAGAGGCAGAAGCAACUGUGGGUUUGCCAGAUCCAAACUGGUUCUGUUCCUCGAGGGGCUUAGAUUUACAUGAUUUCUCUGCCUGCCUCCAAAAUAGGAAUUGGGAGGGGGAGUUUGAAAACACUGUCCUUGUUAAUACUGUAUUUUAGCAAAGUGACACCUUUAACUUAAGGAAGUGUGCUGUUGAUUUCAGACUCUGAGAUCCUGACAUGUCUGAUGAAAUAUGCCUCAAAUAAAAUUAAAUGGCAUCACUGUGGACUUCCCAUUUCAACCCUACAAAUGUCAGGAAGAAUACAUGUCUAAAGUGCUGGAAUGCCUGCAAAAGGUAAGUAAUCUGAGAAAUCCCAGCCAGAGACCUCUGGAGGGCACUUCUUAAACAAUGUUUAAUAAUGUGUGUCGAGAGUAGGAAAUUUAGAGACUAGUCAUGCUAACAUCUCUGAAAUAACGUAAGGUCCAGCAUUUGGGAUGUUUUGUUGGGAAAGAAUAGAUUACCCCUGGUUACCAUUAGUUUGCUCUCAGACAUAGUUGCAGUAUUACACAAUACAUAAUAUAUACAGGGGGGAAAUGUGCAUAUAUUAUGCAUAACACCAUGAGAUUGCUGACCAAGCCAUUGUUUUAUAAGUUUUGAAUGUUUCAAAUAGAUGCAAAAGUACACUGGUUCAAAAUGUCUUCUUGAAGUAAGUUUUAUUCUAUAUAUGUGUUCAGUUUUGGCUCCCAUCGAAUGAAAUGCAGGCUUGGCAUGGUGAAUGACACAGUUGUUUGUUUUAUAAGUAUCUUUGGGAGGAUUCAAAGACACCAGAGCAUAUAUACUUGUGGCCUGCUUGGCUGUGAAUAUCAUGGACAAAAUUAUUAUUUUUAAUUGGAUAAGCUAUUUUGGGAUUUUCAUGUUAUAUUGCAUUUUUGAACUAAAUUUGUUCAUUAUACAAAAGUAUCUGCCUAAUAUUCACAGUUGUAAGUGGUAGUAUAAUGUUCUGAUAAAGUAAAUGAAGUAUUAUGAGCUUGGAAGUAACUGGGUCAUUUCUCAACUCACUCAUGAAAAUGGGCAAUGCAGUAUAAUGCUAAAAAAAUAGCCAUGUUGUAAAGAUUACUAUUGUUAUAGAAUAUGAAAUGCUGAGAGCAUUCAGGAGAAGUGCUAUUUAAAUAAUAAGAGUGCAAUAAUUUAGGCUGCAAAUAAUUUAGACUGCAAUCUUUUGCGUGCUUACUCCAGUUUAAACUGCUGAACCUAGUAGUACCUACUUUCAAGUAAAUUUGCAUGAAACUGUUGAUUUAGUUGAUUUAUUUAAUUUUCAUAAAUCUGCAGGGGAUAGAAACCAAUAGUUCCAAAAGAAAAAAAAAUAUUCUUGAGUUUAGAUGCACACAUGUUACAGUAAGCAUCUUAGAGGAUGCUUCCAUCUGCAAUUAUAAAAUUUCAGGAUGGUGUCACUCACCAUGCUGCUAUUAUUAAUCAAGAAACUGCAAUGCUUGUUAUUUAGAAGUAAGUCCUAAGGCAGCAAAUCAUAUGCUAAUGUACUGUUGUCAGUUUCCUGGGAGUAAGUGCCAUGGAACUCUGUGGAACUGAAUUUUGGAUUAGGAUUGUGUUUAGGAUUGUAUCUAAAGCUAUGUUCAUGUGCAAGUGGAAUGAAGUCUGCUUGUGCCACAGGGUCUUGCUUUCCCCCACCCCCUUACAUGCUCUCAAAAUAAUUUUCUGGCUGGUAGGUGAACCCUCUGGUGCACCUUCUAGGGAAAUGUGAAAGUUUGUAGUGGGGAGGAUAGGAAAGUGAAGUGACAGUGCACAAGGAGAAAUGUACUUGUGUAAUGUUCAGUUUCACUCCCAAAUAAGUAUUCUUUGUAACUUAAAAUCUUGCAUAAAUUCCCGUUAGUUGAAAUUGGCUAAAUUCAAGACAUUGACUUCCAUUUCUUGUUUUUGAGAUAUAUUUUUAUACUGUUCAGAACAGAUGCAUUUUGAACAUAUGAAACCUGCUUAACACUUCCUGAAAAGAGGCUAUUUUGCAAACCCUUCUCUUGUUAGUGCCAGACGUAUCGCAUUAGAUCUGUUUGUAGAGAAGUGGGUAGGUGGGAUUUCUCUUACACUUGCAGAUGAGGGGAAAGAAGCAAAUAAGUAGACCUUAUGUUCAUACAAUCUGUUCUUAAGGCUUGAGAACUGAGACCAUGCAUUCCAUUAUCUCUUUUGCACGUCUGCAAGAAAAUCUCUUAAGGAACCAUUGUGCUCAGAGGCCAUUUUGUAAAUCUUUAUUAUUAUCACUGUCCUACACAAGUGCCCUAACAUCUGUUGGAGAAGCAAGGGGAUUUGUUUGCAAAGUGACAAGCAGGCCUUGCCAUUGCUGUAAUGCUGUACAUGAGUUUCAGGGACACUGCUCUGUAAAAAGUGUGCAUAAUUUCAAAUGCAAUUUAUGAACAGAGUUUUUUUUCCUCUCCAAGAGUUCCAAAUCACAGAGUUCCUGUUGUCAGACUUGGAACAAUUGUUUAACUCUGCCUCAACACCAGUUUGAAGUGCCAACUAAUUUAAACAGAUCAAUUAAAACUUGUAAUCAUAAUAUUAGUGCGUAAGGACUUUGGCAUGUCUGCCCUAAAAACUGAGUCUGUCAACUUUCCAACCCUCUCACUGUCACCAACAAUGCCUGUUCCUUUCUUAAGUACCGUAUUUUUCGCCCUAUAGGACGCACUUUUUCCCCUCCAAAAAUGAAGGGGAAAUGUGUGUGCGUCCUAUGGGGCGAAUGCAGGCUUUCGCUGAAGCCUGGAGAGCGAGAGGGGUCGGUGCGCACCGAUCCCUCUCGCUCUCCAGGCUUCAGGAGAGCCCCACCGCCAGCCCCACAAGCUCGGGGGACAGUGGGGAGGUGGAACGCCGCCAUCCCGCUGUCCCCCGACUUGGUUAGAAGGCUGGCGGGGGGGAGAAGCCUGCUCCUCCCCGUCGCCAGCCCCGCAAACUCGGGGGACAGCGGGGAGGCAGAACGCCGCCAUCCUGCUGUCCCCCAACUUGGUUAGAAGGCUGGCGGGGGGGAGAAGCCUGCUCCUCCCCGUCGCCAGCCCUGCAAACUUGGGGGACAGCGGGGAGGCGCAGCGCGCCAUCCCGCUGUCUCCCGACCUGGUUUGGAGGCUGGCGGAGGGCUUCCCCCGCCUCCGCCCCGCACCUGGGGGGGGGAAUAAUUUUUUUCCCCUUUAUUUCCCCCCCCCAAAAUCUAGGUGCGUCCUAUGGGCUGGUGCAUCCUAUAGGGUGAAAAAUACGGUAUUUCAGUCAGAGAUGGCUCUAGAUUAGAAUAACCUUUGGAGCUCUAUCUGUCUUGCUACAUUUUCCUUUUCCAGUCUGGUAAAACAAGAAGACAGAAAGAGAGCUUUGGUUGAAGUUUCUAACGUCAUAGAAUCAGAGUUGGAAGAUACUUCUAGAACAGGCUGCUCACAGCAGGGUAUUAAAUUACUGUGGACAUAUAAAUUCUCCAGGAAAUGCUGAGUCAAAUGAUUUAUGCAGAUUAAGCUAUACAGUGACAGUUAGAGAGAACAUUGUUCUUGGUCAAUUUAACUAAAACAUACAGUCCAUAUGAUAUGUGUGCAUCAUCCUGUUUAGAGUGGUAACUUCUAGAGAAGACCAGGUGGCCAGCUGUGAGCCUCAUUACUAGUUUGGUUCUCUCCUUAAGAGUUAGGUUAGCUGCCCUAGCUUUCCCAGUUAUAGCUCACCUUGCCUAAUCUGCUACCUAGUCCUUCCUAGCAACCUGUCUUCCAUUCAGGCUGCCAGCAUUUGUCAUCCACUUAUUUGUUUCUGUACAGACUCAUGGGGAAAAUGCUUGGCAGUUAGCUGGCAGUUAAAGUGAAUGUCCAGUUUUCUAAUUAUUUAUUUUAUCUACUUGUUACCAUUAUUCAAGCAAGUGAAUGGGAUUUUAGAGAGUCCCACAGGCACGGGGAAGACACUAUGCCUCCUUUGUGCAUCUCUGGCUUGGCGGGACCACUUCAAAGAUGCCAUCUCUGCACAGAAGAUUGCCCAACGACUGAAUGGAGCAGAACUCUUCACUGACCGGCCAAUGUCAUCUUGGGGCAAUGCUACCACAGGUGCUGAUAUCCCAGGUAAGUCCUGGGUCUUUUGGUUCUGUAAGCAAUGUCAUGUUCAUUUGGAAGCCACAAGGUGGUAUUACUAGGGUUCUUAGACUGGAGUGUUUGACCUUAUAGAAGAAGUAGAAAAUGAGAUGUGACAAGCUGGCAAACAUUGCGGUUGCCCAGCCUCAAUAGAGUCCCACACUCUAGUUGUGGAAAUUCAGGUGCAUGGAAGGUGGGGAACAUGUGAACCUAGGCAAACAUUGCUGAGUGUUAUGGUUAGUUUCUUUUCUUUAUCAGAAGCAAGAGAAAAACUUGUGGACUCUGUUAAUGUGAUUAUUUCAUCAGUGUUGGAAUUUGCUAAUUAUCAACCCAGUGGGACAAAUAGUAAAGCAUAAUCAGUGAUAAAAGACCACAGACUCAAGAUCGUCUUUGAAACAAAUCAGUUUAUUGAUGUACAGUGCUUCAUUCAAAUCGUAUUAUCUUCAUAUGGAAGUUAAUGAUAUUCUAAACUUUGAAUUAUAACAUAAAAAUAAAGUAAUGUAAGAGAGCAAGUUAACACUUAGAAAAUAAUAUAGAGUAAGAAUAGACUAAGAUUAUCAUUGUAAUUACAUUGAUAAAGGAGCUAAUCAGAGUUUGUUUUUUCCCAUUCUAACUGAAAUUUUGGCCUUCUAACAUCCUCCAGCUCAUGUAGUUGCUAAAGUUUCAUAGCAUAUCUGUAUUUCUAGGUUUUCUACCACACUUAACAUUUUGGAAUAAAAGUCCUAGUUACUCAACCAGUGCAGGGAGGGAACAUAUAAAAAAGAGUGGGAAAGGCGGCGGCAGGAAGGAAAGAAAGAAGGAAGAGAGUGAGAAUCAAUUCUCUGAACACUUUUUAUAUGGAUUAGAAACUGGGCCAGGAAGAUUAGACUUCCCAUCUUUUGUGUCAAUUUGAUUACUUGCGUAGGUGAUCCCACAUAAGAUGUAGACCAGGGGUUGUCAACGUGGUCCCUGCCGCCCACUAGUGGGCGUUUCAGGAUUCUAGGUGGGUGGGAGGGGGUUCUACGGCACAAGCUGAAUCCUCCUUCCAUCGAUGGUAAGGAAAUUUUACCAUCAAGAAAGAUGCAUUAGUGGGCGGUAGGUAUAAAAAGGUUGACUACCCCUGAUGUAGACUCUGGAUAUCCAUAAUCUAUGGGUGAACAUUUUUUCACCAAGGUCAGGUGCACCCUGACACAUUCCAGCAAUUCCUUUGAAACAUUUUAGCAGUAUCUAUAAUUCCACAUCAGGAGCAAUCCCAUUCCUCCUCUCUUUAGGAUCUUAUUAUACUUGUGGUGUAAUGUUGUAUUUAACAUUAUCAUUAGGUUUUCGUCACCCAAGAUGCCAUGGUCUCACAUGACUGUCUCUGAAAUUCAGUAAAAAAAUUUCAAGGAGCCUUCACAAAGUGGCACAGUGUUGAAAUCCAUUUCAUCCAUGUUGAUCCAUCAUGGUUGCUCUGCUGUAGUUGUUCACUCUUCAGGUCUGGCAGGGCCCAGAUUUGCACUCUUCCUUACAUUCUGAUAUUUUGGGGGCCUCUUUUCCUUACUAACUUCAGUAUGUAUAAAUCAGGGCAUUAGUUUUCACUGUCAUGUGCAGAUGCUUAUCCUACAGGUGCUUCAUAGAACGACUCUUAGCUAAAGUGAUUAAAAAUAUGUACUCUUGUUCCUUAUAGGUGAGUGGUUGAGUUGCAAAAUCCGCCACUGCCUCCGCAGGCUGAGUUGUUACCAUAGCACCAGAAGGGGAAAAGCAGACUGAUGAUAUAUUUAGCACUAAACAAGAACUAAUUUUUUCCCUUUCUGCUUCCUCCCCCCAAUCCCCUUCUCGCCUUCCCCACUUGACAGCUUAUUACACUGACGUUCCUAAAAUAAUUUAUGCCUCCAGAACUCAUUCUCAGCUUACUCAGGCCAUCAAUGAAUUAAAGAACACAGUUUACAGGUAAAGAAACUUAAGAUAUUGAUGCUCGCUCCAGGUGUGAAACAACUUGGGAUAUAUGUGUCUGGCAAUUUUUGUUUUAGCUGUAUUAUUGUUGAUAGAAAUGUUUUUGAAAACACUAGUUAUAUAAGCUGUCACUGAGACAUUUUGCAGCCAUAGUAAAGGAGCUCUCCCUCAACACAGAGGGAGCUUUUGCAUAUAGCUUUUGCAAAAUAUACUGCCCGUUAAUGCUGAAAAGCUUAUGCAUUAUGCCCUGCUUCAUUUCCAUGUUUGAAAUACUUGCCACAACCCAACCAUGUAUAUCUUCAGUGUCUUGUUUUGAUUAAAAUGUCAGUGCUUGUGUCAUCCCCCCCUAUUUAAUAGGCCAAAGGUAUGUGUAUUGGGUUCCAGAGAGCAGCUCUGCAUCCACCCUGAAGUUAAAAGACAGGAAAAUAACCAUACACAGGUAAGAGCAUAAAAGUAAAACCACACUGACUCUUGUUCAUCCAGUGAGAGCUGUGGGCAGUGGGAAUUUAAAUCCAGGUCUCCCUCACUAAUACUUUACCUACUUCAUCCAGCCCAUUUCUGGGCCCAUUCCAAAGUUCUGGUCGGCUUUUCAAGCCCUCCACUGCUUAGGUAGAUGGCCUUUUCUGGGUGUCCACCUGUGGCAUCUCUGUGGUAGCAGCCCAAUUAUUGAAUGAUCUCACCUGAAAGGUCUGCAUGAAAGAGAGGUCCUCCUGAAACCUACUUUGUCAUUUUGGUGCCAGAUAAAGACAUUUGUAUGUUCUCGGGCCUUUCAGUCAUAAGUUUAAAUCCUGCUGAUUGUUUUUGUUUUGCAACCUUUAAACUCUUUUUCUUUGGGUGACUAUUUGGAUAUUUUGGUUUGUUUAAAGUAAACCAAAAACCAUUUUUCUUUGGGGGAGGGGGCAAAAGCAGGUUGCAGUUGGAGAAUCAAUAAUAGAUAUGAAAUAGAUCGCUAUGGAGCAGUCAAGUUACAUGGCUUUUGUUAUAUGAAUUCUAGCAUACUCUCUGCUGCUUAGUAGGGACGGAUAUUUUUCCCUGUUCAUUGUCCAGCAAAGCUUUUCUGGAAAUUGCCAAGUAACAGCACUGUCUACUUGAACAUUGGAGAGCUUGCAGAACCAUUUCCCUCAAAUCCAGUUAUCAUAUGUUGCCCUCUAUUGAGAGCUUCUUGUGGUAGUGAUUUAUAUUGUGCCAGUAAUGUACAUGGUAUUUUAAAGAGUUCCAUAAAUUAAGUAGAUGGGUCCCUGCUGCAAGGAACUUACAAUCUAAAUCCCAAGGGAAAUAAGGGGUGAAUAGGAGCAAGUGCAAUUAUACACUUAUUUGGGCUUCAUUAUGUUAUGCACCAAACUGGAAUUUAUAUUGUUUUGCAGAUCCACAUGUGCCGUAUGAAGAUAACAACUCGCACGUGUCAUUUCUAUAACAAUGUGGAAGGUAUGAAUAAAUGUUUGUGAAAGUAAUUCUCAGUUUGGGAGUCUGGUGAUUGAUGUUGGGCCAGUUUUAUAUCAGUCUUCCUGUUGACUACUUGCAUGUAACUGUUUCUUCCGGGCAAAACUGCCAGCCUCUGUUGUUCAUUUUGGUUAGGUUUGUAAGUAUCAUUAACUAGUUUAGAUUGUACAACCCAUACUUGUCUGUGCGCUUGUGAAUACUUUCCUUUCAGGUAGAUAUUGGCUAAUUUAGUUCUCAAAUUGCUGGCUGUGGAAACUGGAUUCCCACCUAAGAAAUUGACCUAAGAGGUUCAGAUGUGGCAAUUUCCUGUGUUCAGUGGGCUACAUUCCAGCUAGGCAAAAUGUAAAGGUUUCUAAAUUUACCCCCAUGCACACUUCUCCAUUACCCAUUUAGGCAGACAAUAGGUAUAAUUGUAGCCAGGUAAAAGCACACAAGAAGAGUGCAGACCAGAUGAGCGAAUUAACCUGGUGAGGACGUGUGGGAAAAGUCCCAAGGGUGAAUAGAAGCACUUACAGAAGGCUGCAUUUCGGCCCUGGGCCUGAGGUUCCCCAUCCCCUACAUUGCGGAAGGAACACUACUGAAAAGCUCUCCACCAUGCCACCAUAGCGCUAGUCCACAAGAAUUCAGUUAUAAGUGCAGAUGCUGCAAUAUCUAAAGCGAGACUUCUCAAACAUAGUGCUGUUUUGAUAUAAGAUGCAGAAGGGCUGAAGCUCAGUGGGAAAGUACAUCAUUUACAUGCAGAAGGUCUGAGGUUUAAUCCCUAGCAACCCCAAGGAGAUGGGGCUGGGAAAGUCUCCUUUGAAACCCUGCAAGCCAUUGCCAGUCAGUGUGGAUGAUACUGAAAUAGAUGAACCAAAGAUCUGACUCCGUAUAAGGCAGCUUGCUAGAUUGCUAAAAAGUAGCUGUGCAAUGAGGUACCAUUAUCCCAAAGGUUUUUGAAAUUCUCAUCCUGUCAGAAAGUCUCACUUAUAUUGAAUUCUUAUUCAGUAUAUAAACUUCACUUGGAAGACAGCUUCCAAGAAGUAAAGCUGGGGGAACCAGGCAAAGGGCCUUCUUGGUGGUGGCGCCCAUCUCCCAUCAGAUGUCAAGGAGAUGAGUAACUAUAUUACAUUCAUGAGACAUCUGAAGGCAGCCCUGUAUAGGGAAGCUUUUUAAGAUUUAAUGUUUUACUAUGUUUUUAUAUAUGCUGGAAGCUGCCCAGAGUGGCUGGGGCAACCCAGUCAGCUGGGUAGGGUACAAAUAAUAAAUUAUCACCAUCGUCAUCAUUUUAACAGUGUUGAAGUUCAAACUUAUGCCUCUAGGUAGUCAGCUGGUUUUAGAAAGCCACUUACUAUUAUACCAUGCACAUUCAGCUAUCGUUGGCAUUAUGUGAAGUGACCUGCUUGCACAUUCAGAGACAAUAAGGCCUAGGAAGGUAAAAGACUGCCCCCCUGUAUAAGGAAUACUAAGAGCCCAGAAUUUGGGGACCAUAGAAAGUGGCACUGAUCAAUAAUUUCAGGUUAAAAUCUCUCUCUCUCUCUCUCUCUCUCUCUCUCUCUCUCACACACACACACACACACACAAAGACACAUACAUAAUGGGUGUGGGGAGAGAGAUGGUGCCAUCCAUGAGCAUAGCUUGCAGAGUGUGUCAUCUGCAUAUAAUGUGGUAUCUUAUGAGAAACAUAAUUAAGAACUAAAUCAACAGAUGUUCAGAUAUUUUUGGAACCUUUCCUGGAAUGUGGAAGCAGCAGGCUCUUAUGUUCAUAUAAUCAUGUAAGUUAAAGAUAGAAGGAGCAAUCCAUCAAGUGCUGUUGAUGCGCAACCUGCAUUAAUUUUAAAUGUGAUUUGUGCAGGAAAUGGGCAGAGGUUGCUUAGCAGCAGUGUUGGGUGGUUGCACCCAGAAAAUGAUAAUUAAGGGUGCACAUGAAAGUAUAUAAUUUAAGCAGCAGGGUCAUCGUGGAAUCGUACUCACUACAUUUUGUUCACAAGUAGAGUUCAGGGGAAAUGCUUCUGCUUUCUGCUAGGUUGCAGCAGAAGUCAGCUGUGCACUACACAAAUUAGCUGGUGCCUCUGAUGUCAUGAAUCCAUGUCUUGCCCCAUUGCAGGCAGGUUUAUUUAUUUUUUAUUAAAAGGGAGGGAAAGGACUUGCAGGUUUGCUUGUUUUAGGGCUGCAGUAUUAAUUGAUUCAUCAAAUUAAUAAAUUAAAAUGGUAGAACUCAAUUAAAAUUUUAGGCCUGAUUAAUUGGGCAUUGCCACUAUAUCAUCCAAUCUUCUAUUAAACCCCCAAGGGCAUCACCCUUUCUCUUCUGCUCAGCUAGGCACUGCUUCUAGUGGAAAAUAGGAUAUCAUCCCAGAGCCCCCCUAUGAUGAUGAAGGGGCCUCCAGAAUGACAUAGCAUUCCUCACUGAGAAGAGUGUUUGGUGUAGGACGAGGCUUCUCUCCCCCAGUCUAAAUAUGCCCAGUUCUUUCAAACUUUCUUGAUAGGACCUGCUUUCCAUAACCCUAACCACCUAAGGCAGGGGUUGGCAAGGUUUAUCUUGCCUGGGCUGAAUCGGUCCUGUAGGGAUCCCUCCAUGGGCCGGAUCGUGCGCGUGUGUGAGCGUGCACGCCUACGAUUUUUGGUGUGUGCGCGCCCGCAGUUUUCAGCGUCUGCACAGACGCAAUUUCCGGCACCAUGGAAGUGAGUCCCUGCACCGCGCCGGUUUAGCUCAAGUGGGCAACUCGGUUCGGGGGCUGCUCGUGGGCCGGUCAAACGACCUCCGCGGGCCGCUUCUGGCCCAUGGGCCUUAAGUUGGUGACCCCUGACCUAAGGCUACAAUCUGGGGAAUUUGGAUUGGGCAGAGGUGUCCUUUGCCCAGCCCUUCUGGCCACCCAGCUCUGGAGUGAUGCCAACAUUUCUCUGCUAGUGUGGAAUUCAGCAUUCUACCUGCUGAAUGGGUGGGCAGGCCCAAAAUGGGAUGUUCAAGGAGCCGGGAAUAGAUGAGCCAGCCUGGGAUCUGCUGGAAUAUGCUAACUCCUCUUUUCUUUUCUAUAGAGAAGAGCACUGAAAAAGACCUGAUCAGCUCCAUCUUGGAUAUUGAAGACCUGGUUAAAAAUGGGAACAAGCACAGGUCACAAUUCCUCUUCACUUUCUCUUUCUUUAUGCCUCUCCCCAUAUGAACCAACAUGGACCCUAUGUUCAUCAUCUUAGGCCCGUGUUCAUGUGCCUCCUUCAUGAGAAAUCCAGAGGGUGGCAACAUGAGAACGAGCCUUUUUUGCAGUGACUCACCUUUUGUGGAAUUCUCUCCCCAGGAAAGUUGCUGGCUGCCUUCAUUGCAUAUUUUAGGUGCCAGGCAAAACACUUUCUCUAUAGCCAGGUCCUUGGCUGAUUAACAUGUUAUGGCCUUUUAAAUGAGUUUGGGGGGAGUUAUUAGUUGGUUUUUGUUUUAUGAAGUUUGUGUUCUUAUGUUGUGAAAUGCCCUGUGAUUUUCAGAUGAAGGACAGUAUACAAAUUUCAUUAACAAACAAUUAUUAAUAAUAUUAGCAGUAUAUUCUCAAUAGAUAAUUGAAUUAGUGCUGAACUGAAAUGAGGAAAGGAUUCAGUUUUGACAGUCUUUCAAAAUUCAGUUGUUGUGCACAGUAAAUUUGUGCAUGUAUUUGUAUAUAGGAAAUGUAUAUGUGCAUGUAUAUAGGAAAAUAUGGGAAACUUUUCUAGUAUAUUAGGAAAAUGCUCUUUAAAUAUGAAGUGCUCAAACAAUUUCAUAUAGUCUGUGUUGGUAAUCCAUACACCAAACCUGUGAACAUAGGGAUAGGCUUAGACUCAGAUGUAGUGGUUUGAUUUAAUAACGCCCAGUGAGUUCAUGACUAGGCUGAAAUUUGAAGUGGGGAUAUUGUCAUUUGUCGCUCACACCUUCAACCACCAUGCCAUGCAAGUUGUUGUAGGAUCUUUCUUUGAAUAGAAAGCGCUGGCUGCAUUCACUUACAUCUACAUACUUGAUUAUUGCACAAAGAGUCAACCUAAAUGUUUUAUUUGUUGGUUAAAUUUAUAUCUUACCCUUCCUUCCAAAGGAGCAUUAAUCAAUCAUAAAUAAAAUCGGUAUUGCAGAAUUUAGAAAUUCAUUAAAGAAUGGCAUGGAAAAAGAAAAACCCACUGUUAUAUGAAAUUACUGCUUCAUUUAGUCAUAGAAAGAUUAGGGACUGAAUUGCAUUCCUUUGGCUAGGGAAUUCAAAAUCUCCAGUGCAAGUCUGUGUAAAUACCAAGACAUCUAUGACUAAUUAUCAAAUGAGUGCUGUUGGAUCUAUACCACUGUAGCUGAUGUUCAUACACUGAUAAGCUCAUCAGGUGGGAGAUAAUUCCAAAUCUCCCUUUUCUAUACUUUCUAAAUCAUGAACAAUCCAUCUUUGUAAGCAUAAGCCCCAUGACACAUCUAAUUAAGUAAACAGAUAUUUGCUUAAUGGGCUAUAAAGCUGUGAUUGAAAAAUGACUACAAGAUAAGCACCCGCGCCCCCCGCCCCUUGUGUAAUGCUUUAUCAAGGUUCUUUUUCUCUUUUACAGUUUAUUUUCUUGGUUGAAGCGCUGUUUUUUAAAAAUAUUAUUACUGUUAUUAUUAUUAUUAUUAUUAUUAUUAUUAUUCCCCAGCCACUCUGGGCGGCUCCCAACAGAAUUAAAAGCACAAUAAAAGAUCAAACAUUAAAAACCUCUCUGAACAUGGCUGCCUUCAGAUGGCUUCUAAAAGCCAGAUAGUUGUUUAUUUCCUUGACAUCUGAUGAGAGGGCAUUCCAUAGGGCGGGCACCACUACUGAGAAGUUCCUCUGCCUGGUUCCCUGUAACCUCCCUUCUCGCAGGAAGGGAACUGCCAGAAGGCCAUCAAAGCUGGACUAUGUCAGUGUAAAAGUUGAAUGCCUUAAAUCUGGGAUAGGCAAACUCGGCCCUCCAGAUGUUUUGGGACUACAACUCACAUCAUCCCUAGCUAACAGGACCAGUGGUCAGGGAUGAUGGGAAUUGUAGUUCCAAAACAUCUGGAGGGCCAGGUUUGCCUAUGCCUGCCUUAAAUGCUAAGCUUACUAGCAGCCUCUGCACCACCACCUUCUUUUAUCUCGCUGCAUUUGCAGGGUCAAGGAUUUAUUCCCAGCAUUCUCUUUUAUCAAAUGAGAGAGGAGACGGGCCCAUGUAAACCCACCAAACCAUCUGCCUUUAAGACUAGCCCAUUAAGAAGCUGACAAGAAACCCCCGAGAAUCUUAAUAAAUGACUGUGGAAAGCAUGUUGGUUGUCUUGUAGCACUGUGUACAUUUCCCUCCCUCUCUCUUUAAACAGAGUUUGCCCUUACUAUCUUUCUCGGAGUUUGAAGCAGCAGGCAGACAUCAUUUUUAUGCCUUACAACUAUUUACUGGACCCAAAGGUAUGUAGGGUAUUAUUUUAAAAUUCAAGGGUGUUUUACUGAAUAUUUUAAGAGGAUUUUGCUGGAUAUGCCAGUAAAUUGCUUAAUUAACUCAUUACAGGAAACAAUACAGAUGCUAAAUGCUUAUCACAUAAGGCAGAAAUACAUAUAUAUACAUGGUGAUUAAACCCAAAAAAUUAAUUUGUGUUUCUUUUAUUUUAACAUAUUUCCUUCUCAGAAAGGGAGAUAGUUUUGUUCACUAGUUUUUUUGUUGGAACUCAUCAUGUAGCAUUUCUUUCUUUCUUUCUUUCUUUCUUUCAUCCUUCCAAAUAUGUUGAAUAUUGUUUGGUUUGUUGAGCUUCCCUGCUGGGCUAGGCAUACAAUGGAGAACUUCAGUUGCUUUUCUUUGUUUUCAUCAUAGAAACUUUCCCAGGUAAUUUCUCCCUUCAGUAUAACAAAUUCAAAUCACAGGAGUCUUUGCAUAUCUCCCUGUACUAACAAGGCUAGUUUAGUGGCGGUGUGACAGGCAAAUUAGAGCCAUGUGGUUCUGGAUCCACCUUGAAUAUGGUGCUAUAUACUGAGUAUUAGAAGCCUCUUUGAGAUCUGCUUUUAGAAAAAACUGCUGUGUAGCUUUUAUUCUCCCUUACCCCCUUCUUUUGAGGGCUAAAAACCUUUUCUUUAAUCAUUACUGCAGGUUACCAGGAUUCGAGUGUCCUGUACUGGGUGGAUAAUAGUGAAAUCCCAGUACAGGUCACCAUUUUGGGAUUGUAGCAAUUCAGAUUUAUGGAUCAUUUUCUAGUUAUGAGGUUGAUUGAAUAAUAGGGGUUUCUGAUGUGCUGACAAAGCUGUUUCACUGUUUUUCUUUGUGAAAUAUGCACUGAAGAAGCAAAAUGACAUGCUGCUUUGGUUUAUUGGCAUUAACUGUUCCUCAAACACGUGUGUGCAACAGAUAACACCCACACACAACUUCCUGCUUGUUGUGGGAUUUUAAAGGAUAUUUUGAUGGAUUGCCUUACUGUAUGUUACUGGUUUUGAUUGUACUUGCUGUAAUUUUUUUUAGAUACUGUUGUGCACCACCUUUAGAUGUCUGCAAAACAGGCAUCAUAUAAAAUAUUUAAUAAAUAAUAGGUUCGCAAGGAACACCUGUGUGAGUGUCAUUGAAAUGGAAUUUUACAGGGCCAUGUUGCACUUCUUUCAUUGGGCCAUGAUAGACUGCUUUGUGAUGACAGACAUUUAAGGGUGGUGCAAAUAGUUGUAAACAAGUUGUCCCUGCCAUCCUGCCUCACAUAUCUCCCACUUUUUAAAAAAAAAAUAGAGUCGAAGAGCUCACAACUUGGACUUGAAGGGGGCUGUAGUGAUACUUGAUGAAGCUCACAAUGUGGUAAGAAAAGAUGCAUCUGGCUUCUCUCCAUUUUUAACAGGCAAAGAGCCUUGUAGGUAUGUUUUCAUAUAAGAAUUCAAGUAAUCUGUGACUAUUUGUUCCCUCAAUAAGUAUUGAGCAACUGAAAUGAUAGGUCACUGGUGUUAUUUUUAAAAGAAUACUCUCUUCAUUUGGUCCUUUGAUAAUGUUGGCUUCCUAGAGCAGGAAUUGUCCUGACAGACAGACCCAAAGUGUGUGCAUAGCUGAUGUGGUUAACAGUGUACACUACAAGUGUAACUUUUUGUCUACACCCAUAGGAAAAGAUAUGUGAAGAGUUGGCAUCGUUUGACUUGACACCCUAUGACUUAGCUUCAGCUGUGGAUGCCAUUAACAUAGUUCUGGAAGAACAAGUGAAAAACGUUCAGCAGAAUGAAAUCAACUCUGAAUUCAAUGUGGAGCCUGCCGGUUCAGGUAGAUUGCCUGUAUAGGGCAGUGAUUUCUUGAAUGCAACAAGAGAUUCAUUGGGCUGCAUGCUUUUAGAAAUUACUCUUAGGUUCUGCAAAAUCAGUCUUCAGAACGUGGAUUUUGGUUGCUAGGCAGUUGACGUAUUAGGAUUAUGGCUGGCAACUCUUCUGUGAAAACCCCAAUGAAAGAAAGAUACUUGUGCAAGAACAUGAAAAUCUUUUGUGCAGCUGUGUAUUAAUGCCAGUGAGGCUUUUGCAAGAGUUUUUUCAGUGCAUUCAUUGAGCUUGUUUGAAGGGAUGUGUGUUUUGCAUGCCAAGGCAAAUCCAGUAUAAAUUAGGUACUUAAAAGCAAAUUGUUUAAAUGGCGCUUUUGAUAUUUGUGCUUUGGAUUUCUGGAUUUUGGUUUGGAGAAUUGGUCAAGGAGAGAAAUGAAGAGCAUAUAAAGCCUGCAGGAUAGCCAUCAGAAUACUUUGCAGCCUUCCUGGCCUCCUCUCUUCCACUCAUUCACAAUCAAAGUCCAAUAAGCAUUUAACAGGCAGUGCAUGUACAUUGCACUUGGAAAGGUACAUUAGUGUACAAUCUAAAUAUUGAGAUUUAUACAGGAUGGGUUGGGGGAAGAGACAUUGAUACAGUAUUGCACUGGAAACUGCCUGAAUAAGAAUUCUUUCUGAAACAGGAUUAAACAUGGAGCUUGAAGACAUUGCAAAGAUAAAGCGUAAGUACAAUUAUUAGAUUCAUAUUUUGUCUAUAGAGAAGUUUUUUAAAAAAAUGUUUUGGCAGUGGGUGGCUUUCAGUUUAGCCAAGACGAUCAUGUAGCUGAUUACUCUCUCUGUUGCACAGAUAUUCCAAAUUUUGUACUUUAUGCACCUCUUUGGUGCAGUAAAUUAAAGAUCUGUCAACGUAGGUAGUAUGUGAAAAACUGAGUGCCUUGAACAAUACUCAAAGAGACUAGAGGAACAUUUAUUAAGGGUUGUGUGCGUGAGGGGAAUGCACAGUAUCCCUUGUGGAAGCAAAUUCCUAAUCACUUUGGUUUGAGAGAAACAUACAUGGUGGAUGAGAAAUGCUAGCUAAUUUACUGACAACUUGUUGAAUACUGAAGGAUAUUUCAUGUUUAUGCAUUUGGCUGGCAAGCUACUACUCAUUUGCAUUUUUUAAUUGCCUGUAAACAAUGUAAUUUGCCUGUCAUUUUUAUGAUAUUGGCAUAUGGCAGAUCAUUGGUUGACUGGAUUCUACUUAUCUUACUCAGAAAGUAUUACCCCCAAAUGUGAAAAUCUUACUUCAGCCCUAGAAAAAGUCCUUUGCUUUAGUUCUUUAGUUCUUUUUAAAAGUUAUGUCCUGCUUUUCAGUAACAAGCCCACUGAGGUGGCCUGUUGUGUAAAUGUGGCAAUGCAACCUCCCCACCCUGAGGGAGUGUGUCACUUAGAAGGAGCCCUUUUCUUGUUGGGAAGGCAGUGAGAGAGUGCCUGUGUUGCAGUCUCGUCUGAGGAGAAAGAGCAGGAUAAUUUGGUUAUAUGCCAGCUGCAUAAAAUUCCUCCUCUUCCUCUGUUUGCCUUCAAGAGAUUCUUCUUCAGCUAGAAAACGUUAUAGAUGCUGUCGAGCUGCCACCAAGUGGAAGUGGACUCACUAAGGAUGGAAGGUAUGUUUCAGGAGAUACAAAGCGUGUGCCAAGUUGGCAUUUCUUGUUUUUGUGUGCCUGCCCAUAGACUCAUAAAAUUGCUUUGUUGCUUGUUUUAUAGUGUAGGGUGUUUCCUACACUAGGGUGUAGGGUGUUUUGUUGCUUGUUUUAUAGUGUAGGGUGUGGCUGCUGGAAAUUGUAGCUGCAAAGAGGUUGCUUGAUGAAGCAGGACGAAGGGUCAGACUGGGACACUCAGUUCAAACCCUUGCUUGCCUGUGAAGCUCACUGGGUGUCCCGUCAGGUCAAGUAGCACAUUAUAAUGUUCAGACUAGUAAGCAGUGAAGCUCAUUUGGAGGCCUUGGGGUACCUCCUACCUCUCUGCUUAACGUAUUCUACAAUAUAAUAAUUAUAUUAUUAUAAUAUUAUAAUAAUACGGAAUGAAUGAGCCAUUUACGCCACCUUGAAUGAUAAGUGGGAUAUAAAUAUAAUAAAUUAAUGAAAUAUUGUUUAGCCUGCCCUAUCUCACAGGUUGGUUUGGGAGGAUAAAAUGUCCAGAGGAUACACUAUUGGGGGAAGUGUUGAUUACAAAUACCAAAUAAAACAAAUCACUCGACUUUCAUCAAGCCACUGCAUUUCACAUUUUCAAAAACAGAUACUAUUUUUUAAAAGAAGGUUUCUAGCCCUCAUGUUUAUGGAGGCUCAUCAAGCUUUGGUAGGAGGUGGUGGAUGGUAUUCAACUAAGGUUAAAGGUGAAGGUACCCCUGACUGUUAGGUCCAGUUGCGGACGACUCUGGGGUUGCACGCUCAUCUCGCUCUAUAGGCCGAGGGAGCCGGCGUUUGUCCGUAGACAGCUUUCAGGUCAUGUGGCUGGCAUGACUAAGCCGCUUCUGGCGAAACCAGAGCAGUGCAUGGAAACAUUUAACUUCCCGCCAGAGCGGUACCUAUUUAUCUACUUGCACUUGACGUGCUUUCAAACUGCUAGGUGGGCAGGAGCUGGGACCGAACAAUGGGAGCUCACCCCAUCGCGGGGAUUCAAACUAGUGGUACCUCAGGUUAAGUACUUAAUUCGUUCUGGAGGUCUGUUCUUAACCUGAAACUGUUCUUAACCUGAAGCACCACUUUAGCUAAUGGGGCCUCCUGCUGCUGCCGUGCUGCCGGAGCCCGAUUUCUGUUCUUAUCCUGAAGCAAAGUUCUUAACCUGAAGCACUAUUUCUGGGUUAGCGGAGUCUGUAACCUGAAGCGUAUGUAACCUGAAGCAUAUGUAACCCGAGGUACCACUGUACUGUUAAGUAAAACAUAUUUGAUUACCACUCUCUGUUACAGAAUAGGUUCUCCAUACUUACAGGGAGGAAUUCAACAUAGCAUUAGGCAGAUUGCUCUUUCAGUGCAAGCUUUUCUGCUUGUCUGAUGGAAUGAUCUGCCUUUUCCGGGGUUGAUUCUGAGUAGUUCUUCUAACUCUAUAUACAUAAUGUUUAUAUGUGCUAAGAACCUUAGAAUACCUUAGUGAGAAAUGGAGUGAGACUGUUUUGUAUUUUGUACUUUGGUUAGCUGCUAGGAUAAGACUCAGUAUUUUGUUUAUGUUUCUUCUUGAAAUUACAGCUAUAUAUUUGACCUGUUUGAAAAGGUCCAAAUCACAUCCCAAACCCAAGCAUCUCUCCUUGAGUCACUGGAACAAAUCCUACAGUAUUUAGCAGGCCGUAAGUAUACACAUUAUACUUUGGAAAAAUAGGGGGUGGGGAGAAAGUUUGAAAGCAGGGUAUAAUAUUGUGAGAGUGCACAGCAUUGCAUGAGCCCAAGAAACAGACCUGAAAAUAGUUAAGGUACAUCUAGAGAAAAUGAAACAAGGCAGGAGACAACUAGAAUACAGGUGAGAGAUUCAUGGUGAAUAUGAUUGAACACAAGAACUCAUUAUGAAACCUAUUCUGUAUGGUGGGGAUGGUGAAUAAGCAACAGACGUCCAUGGGGAAAGAUCCUAGAAUCUUCAGAGGCAUCUUAUGAUAAGUUUGCUAAACAUUUUGAGUAUACAAUUUUGUUUGUCAAUUGUUUUGAGUUUACUUUUGUGAAAAAGAAGAAAAGUGACUAAUAAAUGUAAUAAAUAAGAAUAUGUAAUAAAAUUGCUUAUAUCUUCUCUGACCUUGAUGCCUCAUUUGUAACAGUGUUUGGGGCUAUUACCAGAAUGCCAUCAGGGCCAAGUUCGUGGGAUGAGUUUCAGUUGAUGUGUCCUGAGGAUGUAGACGGAGUACUCUGUGGCUGAUCUUUUGUGUCCUUCCCCCUUGCCCAUGAUGGCUAAUUAUUUCUAGUAAAAGGAGAUUGAGUCCAGGAAGCACAGUGGUACCUCUGAAUGUGAACGGGAUCUGUUCCGGAGCCCCGUUCGCAUCCUGAAGCGAACGCAACCUGCGCGGAUCGCGAUUCACCGCUUCUGUGCAUUCGUGUGACGUCAUUUUGAGCGUCUGUGUGAGCGGCGAAACCCGGAAGUAACAUUUUCAGUUACUUCCAGGUCACCGCGGAAUGCAACCCGAAAAAGCUCAACCUGAAGCAACUUCAACUUGAGGUAUGACUGUAAUUAAUGCCUGAUUUGCCCCUAUUGGAAUUCAUUUUGUUAGUUUUGGCCAGGGCACUGUAACAGAUGCCAGAAUCUUUGCCCAGUGCCUCCAUGCCUACAACACAGUGUUCAUAAAUGGAUUUUUGAUGAUUGUGAGAAAAGUCAUGCAAAAAUGUUACAAUAUUCUCCCCUGCCUUUAGGUACUGGCAUAUUCAUCAAUACAGCUGGGUUGCAUAAAUUUACAGACAUAAUUCAGGUAAAUAUAUGUUGCCUCCUCUUUUGUAGUUUCAAAGACUGAAAGGCACUAUGGAGAGAGUUAUAAAUUCAGUAAUAACAUUCCAAGUGAGCUUUUCAUGUCAUUCUGUGAAUAUCUUCAUAAUGCACAUUAUGUAAACCUGGGGCAAGUGGGUAAUUAGAGAACAGGACGGUUAAAAUCACUUUACAGAAUUCUGCUGCACUCUCAUGUUCAACCUGCUCAGGUCCGAAGCUGUGAUAAGGUAGGGUGGUUGGUUGUGUUUGUGUAAGUUUAUUAUGGUGAAGGAAAAAGAAAUUUUGCUUGAUGGUGGCAGCAAUCAAAGCUGUGGUCAUUUCCACUUGGUAUUCUUUGUCUUUGAAGAGAGGCUUUGAAUGCCAAUUUACUGUACACAAUGGAAUGAGAGUUCUAAGGGAUGUGGUCUGCAUUUUUCAGUUUAGAAACUGUAGCAUAUUUGUGAUUCACUGGAACAUAUCUGGGAGAGAUUUAAGGAGACCAGAUUGAGCUGGUGCAGUGUAAACCGGGCAUAGACCACUGGUCAUUUUAGCUAGGGAUGAUGGAAGUUGUAGUCCCAAAACAUGGAGGGCCGAGUUUUCCUGUGCCUGGUGUAAACCUUUCCUGCAGAUCAAGAACAAAUCCUAUGGGAAUCCUAUCCGUUAGACACAGUAACCUCUAUGUUUGCUUUGAGCACUGGAUGGGUCUUGACAGGAAAUGCUGGUGAGGGUGAGCAGGAUGGUGAUAGAGUCUGGGGAAAAAAGAGCAGUAGAAAAAUCUGGGUAUCUUUAGGCUGGAGAUGAGGAGGAGGAUGACCAGGAAAUUGACAGUGUCUAAAACCAAGAGGUUAGGUAUGUUUAGUCUGCAGAAGAAAAAAUUAAAGGGAGAUGCAUUUGCUUGUGGUAUUUCCACAUAGGUUUUCAUUUCAAAUCUUCUAGAUUCCAGACAAGUCAUUAUCCAUUGCAGUUAUAGGAAAUUGCAAUGAUAGGAAAUGAACUAAGACUUAUUUAACUUCUUCAUAAACUUAAUGCAAAUGAGUUAAUUUUUUUGUACAUGGAUUAAGUUUUGAUAGCCUUAAUUUUGCUCUUUCUACAGUGCCAUGAAGUAUAUGUAAGAGUACUGAGAAACCUUUUGCUCCUCAGGGUACCAUCCUUUCAGAUUGCUUAAACUUGCUUCAUAUUAAUACCUUAUAAUAUAGGAAAUGUAAAUCUAUCCAAACUGUUUUAUCCAGAAUAUUAGCAGUGAUUUUUGGCCAUUUCCCCUACCACAAAACAUCCAACAGCAUCUCCUGACCAGCUACCAGUAAUAAUGAAAUAAACUGUUUUUUUAGAAACAGAAUUGUAGGCCAUUCGUUUUUAUUAACUUCUUGAGCUCUCUGAUGUAGUUCUUUUAACUUCCACUAGGGGGCGAUCACUCUCCAAGCUAUAAUAUAUACUGACUUUUCUGUGUAUAAGACUAGGUUUUUUUACUUUUAAAAAGGGUUAAAAAUCUGGGGGCAUCUUAUACACGAAUAGUGCAUAUGCCCAUUUUCUAAAUUUGGAGUCCCUAAAAGUAGGGUGCAUCUUAUACAUGGGGGCACAGAAAAAUACAGUACUUUUUAAAGAUAUUCGGAUAGUAGGGCAGCUAUAGUUAUUCUAAUAAAACACAUCAUAUUGUCAUUGUAUCUCUUUAUAUGUGCAUUGGUGUUUACACAUUUGUAAAGUACAUUUGUUGAUUAAUUAGGCAUGAUUAUAUGCCAGUUAAAUUAUAUAUGAGUGAGGCGGUUUGGCAAGCUCGGGCAGGGCAGAGUGAGUUGGGGGAGGGCCGUGCCCCCCCUAGUAAUACUAAAGUAAAGGUAAAGGUACCCCUGACCGUUAGGUCAGUUGCGGAUGACUCUGGGGUUGCGGUGCUCAUCUCGCUUUACUGGCCGAGGGAGCCGGCGUUUGUCCGCAGACAGCUUCCGGGUCAUGUGGCCAGCAUGACUAAGCUGCUUCUGGCAGCGCACGGAAACACCGUUUACCUUCCCGCCGGAGCGGUACCUAUUUAUCUACUUGCACUUUGACGUGCUUUCAAACUGCUAGGUGGGCAGGAGCAGGGACUGAACAACAGGAGCUCACCCCGUCGCGGCGAUUCAAACUGCCGACCUUCUGAUUGGCAAGCCCUAGGCUCUGUGGUUUAGACCACAGGGCCACCUAUGCUAGUAAUACUAUAAGAAGGUAAAAAGAGCCUGGCUGCUGGAUCAGGCCAAUGGCGCAUCUAUUCCAGCAUCCUGUUUUCACAGUGGCCAACCAGAUGCCUUAAUGGGAAACCAGAAGCAGGACCCAAGCACAAGAGCACUCUCACCGCCUGUGGUUUCCAGUAACUGAUAUUCAGAAGCAUUAAGCCUCCAGCCGUGGAGACAGAGCACAGCCACCAUGGCUAGAAACCACUGAUAGCCUUCUCCAUGAAUUUGUCUAAUUCGCUCUUAAAACCAACUAAGUUGAUGGCCAUCAAUGCCUGCUGCGGGAGCAAGUUACAUGGUUUUUACUAUGUACUGCAUGAAUAAGUCCUUCUUUUUGUCCAGAGCGCUGUAUAAGAUACACCAUUCAUCUCUUAUACACCAAUAUCUUGUUCCCCCUUAGCUGCCUUUUUUCCUAAACUGAAAAGUGGCUAUUUAUGUCUACUCAGAAGUAAGCCUGUGGAACCCUAGGAGUAAUCGUUGGCAAAGUGAGAACUAAAACGCCCACAAAUUGCCCUUCUGCACACUGUUACCCUUUACAGUGGUACCUCUGGAUGCGAAUGGGAUCUGUUCUGCAGCCCUGCUCGCAUCCUGAAGUGAACGCAACGCAUGUCUGCGCGGGUUGCAACUCGCCGCAUCUGCGCAUGUGCGUGGCGUCAUUUUGAGCGUCUGCGCAUGUGCGAGCGGCGAGACUCGGAAGUAACACAUUCCAUUACUUCCAGGUCGCUGUGGAGCGUAACCUGAAAACGCUCAACCUGAAGCAUAUUUAGCCCAAGGUAUGACUGUUCUGAGCUUUCAGCCUGGUGAUAGAGUUGGAAGCCUUGCAAAGGUGUUGCGGAUAACCAGCAGAAAUCCUUUUUUAUUUUGAAAUUAUUUUGUUUUUAUGAUGAAGCCAUUCAGAAGCAUGCUGAAUCUUAUUUACCUUGCUUGAAAGGCAUGGUGGGUUUUCCCUCCCCAUCUUACAUUUUCUCCCAUCUUGUUUCCUAGACUGUUUUUAAUUUCCGUCCAUCAGAAGGCACGUCUAGUUCCAUCCUGGGCUGCUCGGUCUCAAAGUAUUAUAAGGUAUGUUGUGCUGUUCUGAGGCUGAUUUCCUACUUUAGCUUGCCUGUGGUGCUGAAAAUAGGGACACGGGUGGCGCUGUGGUCUAAACCACAGAGCCUAGGGCUUGCCAGUCAGAAGGUCGGCGGUUCGAAUCCCCGCAACGGGGUGAGCUCCUAUUGCUCGGUCCCAGAACCUAGCAGUUCAAAAGCACAUCAAAGUGCAAGUAGAUAAAUAGGUACCGCUUCAGCGGGAAGGUAAACAGCAUUUCCGUGCGCUGCUCUGGCUCAUCAGAAGUGGCUUAGUCAUGCUGGCCACAUGACCCAGAAGCUGUAUGCUGGCUCCCUCGGCCUGUAAAGCGAGAUGAACGCCACAACCCCAGAGUCGUCCGCAACUGGAUCUAACGGUCAGGGGUCACUUUACCUUUAUGGUGCUGAAAAGUCAAAAGAUUUUAGUUUUUUAUAGGCUUAGCAAUAAAUGGUUGAAUUAAGUUUGAGGAAAAAGAGGGCUGCAUGAGUUUACCAUAGUAUAAUUAGUGACUUUAUGCCUUUUCAGUUGUAAGAUACUGCAAAAGAGUAAGUUAAUACCUUUUCAGAAUUUACUCAGUUCCUUGUUCAAACUGCAUAGGCCCACUUACAACAUGUUGCCUGCUAGUAGAAGCUGGUUCUGUUCAUUGCUCCCUUGCAAACUUCAUUGUGGUGAUGCAAGUAGCAUAGAUGUUCUAUUCUUGUACUUCAUAUUUAUUGAUUAUGCCUCUUAGGUCCACAUCCAUUUAGAUGCAAGUAAUCAUAAAAAGAAGCAGAGGACAGACCUGUGGAACUCGUCAGCAACUAAAAAACAAGGUGACAAUGCUGAUACGUUGCUUUGAUCAUGUAAAUCUUUCAGCCCAGGUUUCUUCAACUUAAAUGAGAACUGGAGGCAGCUGUGUGUGCCAUGACAGCAAUCUAUAAUCUCAUUUGGCCAGGACAUUUUCUAGCCAGGUUUUGUGAAACCAUUGCGUAGUUUUGUCAUUGCACUGUGUAAUUGUGCUUCCAAAAUUUAAUGUUGUAUUUGAAGGUAUUGAUGCUGUGCUGUUGAUUUUGGGAAGAACUGAGGGGGCAAAGAUAGGCAAAAGCAGGGCAAACAGUGGCAUUGUUGCGUUCUCAAAGUAAAGGAAGGAUUGAACUCUGAUUAAUAAGAAUACACACAGAGACUUGAACCAGCAAGACUCUGGGAAGGGUGCGUAUAAUCGUGUCUCUCUGUGCCUGUCUGUCAGAUCUCCGCAGCCCCUGGGCCAGGCUGUUUUAUUCACAAAAGAACUUUUUACAGAGUGUUCAUAAGAACCAAUCAUUUCCUCUGAGCAUUUAAACAAACCCACGUGGGGACAAGUUAAACUACUAAAACUAAUUAAGCACAAAUAUUUCUGGGGUAAACAAAGAACAGAACUACAAAGAAGAGCAUCUGGCAACCCCGGAGGUAAUAAACAAGCAAUACAUAUGAUAAGGAGGAUGGCCAGGAGGACAGUGACCAUUAUCCCCUUAAUGUGAGAUCUGUUUCCUGGCCCUAAGAUUAACAUCCUAAGAUUAAUAUCAGAAAACUACAAAGACGAAACUGCCCAGUCUUUGAGGACACAGGACGCCUGCCUGUCUAAGUGUGUAUGUGAUUUGUGAAGAGCAAGGAGAAAUGGGCAGCAAAGGCAAAAGGGCAUCAAAAGGGCAUGAAUGUAGAAUCUUAUGGGAUUUAAUCAGAAAUUAUCGUCAAUAUAUCAAACCCAGUCAACACAAUGUCUUCAUUGUGGACACAAUGGCUUGAUGUAUAUUCUGUAAUUCCUCAUGGUAAUCCCAUCUGAUCCCUACAGGCAUGACCAUGUAGCUUAGGUAAUCAAGGACUGGGAGUCUUAGACAUAGGAAGGAAGCUAGGAGGACCAUUAUCUUCCAUUUUCAUUCCCCAGAUGAUAUGCAUCAGCCUUUUGACUGCACACACGGACUCCUUACCUCCCUCUAUGCCACAAGUUGUCAUUAAAUCAGGAAACCUAAAUUUAAACAGAUUUCCCUGUUUUGCUGCUAUCUUUGGAAUAAGCUGACUUCAAACUGUGGCUUAAUAUUCUGGCUUGUUCUGAAGUUUGCAACCAUGGUUCCCCUGCUUUGGACAAAAUGGGAAUCAAUGCUUAAUUUAGAGCACGGGUGGGAAACCUGUGGCCCUCCAGAGAUUGCUGGACUACAGAUCCCAUCAUCCUUGGUCAGUGGCCAUAUCAGCAAGGGAUGAUGGGGGUUGGAGUCGAACAGCAUCUGAAAGGUUACAUAUUUCCCAUCCCUAAAUUAGAAUUAAGUACUGAUUUGUUUGCAGCUUGAAUGAAAGGAGGUGUACAGAAGCAAAGGGUGUGUGUAUAUCUCACAUUAUUACAAUAGCCAAACUUGGUGUGUUCUAAAGAGCAAAAAUGAAUUCAUUUGACCUUUAGCCUCUAAUGAUGCUGAUGCACUUAUAAAGGUAUGUUCCCAUAUAAAUAUUUCACCCCCCACAGUUGUUGUCGUAAGUAAUUUGAUAAAUUAUAUUUAUUUUACACAUACCAAUUCUGAGUGGGGAAAACUCUUGUUUAGGUUUACUUCAAGUACUUCCUACUGGUCAUAGCAUGUCCUUGUACUUUAGUUCCAGAAACUCUUGCAGGCAGUCUAGGCAGUACACAUUUUCCUUGUGUAGAAAUGUGGUGAAUAAUACAGAAAACAAAGAAUCUGGAGUGUUGAUAAGAGAACCUUGAGAAUUGAAGCCUACAAAUACAAAUAUCGCAAUUCCUUUGCUUGUUCCAUGCUCUGCCUCUACUUUCUUUUGUGCCAGAAAUGUGAUACCGAGUGAAGUGCCAAAUUAAAUGGUCGCCUUCCCAAACUUGAUAUCCCCUCCUCCCUUCCAUGUAAAUACAGAGUCAAUCCAUGUCAUACAGAGCAAAGUGAAAGAGGUUCUCUGAGUAUACUCUCAUGAUUUUCACCCCUGCCAGGCAACUGUGCCAUGCAUAAAAUCUGUAGGUUUGGUGAAUUCAUCUCUCAGAGCCCAUCAUUCAACCAUCUCAGCAUUUCUCUAUCUUCUCAUGUCCUACAGCUAAGCACUUUUUGAAAGUGCUACCUGCCAGUGAUAGAAUACAUAGCUGCAUUGACUUUUUUAUUUUGUCCCAAGUUAGCCAAUGGCUACUUCUAGUCAAUGUGUUCAUCCUUCAGAACGGGUUUUCUAGAGGCGAUAUGGUGAGCUGUCUGCACUCAGAUCUGACUCUCCUUGUAUCUAUGCAGUUCUGCAGUGAUAAACAUUGAGGUACACCCAGAUACUGCUUUCCUUCCUAAGAUAGAAUUGUUUUAUGUCAGUCAAGAACUUGCUCUACCUAACUUCUUCUCUUCUCCAUCAGAAGGGAAACCAGUUCUGCACAAGACAUUAAAAUAAAGUUGCCUUUCUACUUGAAAACAUCUUCCAAGGCUCUAGGGCGUUUGUAAGAUACUGCUCUUUACAAAGGACCACUCAAAGGAUCCUUUUAAUAGUGUUUACAUGUUUUAGGGCAUUUUUAAAAAAUAAUAACUUUUGUAAAAGUUUUUUGGAACUCACAAUUUCUUAAUGCUGUGCAUUAAGGCUGUCUGAGAAGAUGUUAAUUAGUUCAAGGCCCGUGGUUGCUUACAAGUGGCCUGCUAUAUCUGCUUGCAGUAACUUGCUCUUUGCUCCAGCCACAGUGAAUACCUCUUAACGUUUUGCCUUGAUGUUUUGUUUGAUACAGGAAAGGUCUUGAGCUAUUGGUGUUUCAGUCCUGGAUACAGCAUGCACGAGUUAGUUCGUCAGGAAGUCCGAACAAUCAUUCUCACUAGCGGGACACUCUCUCCACUAUCGUCUUUUACUAUGGAAAUGCAGAUGUGAGUCUCUCUCUGUUGCUCCUAUGACAAAAGGCAGCUUGAGUUGGGUUAUAUCCUGUCCUGGGUUUCAGUGAAAGUCAUUGAGGAACAAGUAUGGGAUUUUCAGGUUCAAGGUUUAUUUCUUACGUGUGGGAUGCUUUUGACAAGGUAUUUGAAGAAACAUCAUCACACAUUUCCUGUGAUGCAAAGUGAGCCCUGAGCACACCAGUGAUUGGCUGUUCUUGGAGGUCAGUUUCAGUACAUGUGGAAGUGCCAUGGGAAAAGUCCUCCCUCUAAAUUGUUUGGAAAUUGGCACCAGUUUAAACCUGCCUCUUGAAUUUACUAAUUUGCCAUUUAAUUGUGAUCUGAGGAUGAGGAUGGUGAUAAUUGAUUGCUCGCUCUUCACCCUAUUGUCCCAGGGCAGGUUACAGCAAGUAAAACACAGUGUUAAAACAAGCUUAAAACAACCUACAAUCACAGAAAUAAAGUGGGUCCUAAAAGUAUAUGUGGCAGAGAGAUGCCCAAAAAAUUUACUGAAGAGAUAGAUUUUUUUUCUCUUUUUAGUUUACUUACUGUGAGGCAAUUAUUAAUUACAUACUGGACCACUAUUUAUGUUCAUAUUAACAGAUGUUCAGUUUUAAAUGCUGUUGUGCGAUAGAUUAGCCCACAGUGAACAACCAGAUCAUGAAAUCUAAGAGCCGGAAGGGACCCUGACUUACUCAGUUUUUUGCUUCUUGUGUAUUCUCCUGCCCAAAGCUCAAACCACCAACCUUCUGGUUAGCAGCCAGGCACACUGCCCAUUGCGCCGCCUGAGGCGCUCAUGUGCCUGAGGCUAGAGGACUCGUUCUUUAAAUUUCUGCCUGUUUGUUAAAGGCACCAUUUUGCUUGGGCUUGCCUCUUCGGUGUUGUGUAUUUUAUGUGCAUAUACUCUACCUCAUUAUUUUGGGGCAUCCCUGUUUCUAUGUUAUUCCAUACCACCUGGGCCAGUAACUUGUUUUAGCUGACCAGACUCCUUUUUUUAAAGGACCUAUACAGUUAGGUUUAAAAAUAUCCUCUGGCUUGCUGACAUGUGACGCAUCCUCAUGAAAGGUUCAUUUGCCCAGGCCACACAGGGAUCAUGUAAUUUAGAUGAUCAACAUAACAACCUCUCUCCAGUUUUUUGUCCCUGCCUCUACCCAUCCAGUUUGUGUAUAACCUCCUCUCUCUAUUUCUGGAUUGUGCCUUGUUUUCCCCGCGUCCAUUUUCGACUCCACCUCUUACUCAGUUUCUUGCUCCUUGACUGUUCUCUACGUAUUUUUAUGUGUGUGAAAAAAAUCCUUACCUUUCCCGUAUUAGUUUCUCCCCCAUUGUUGUGCCCGGACACGGAGGUCCAGUGCCGAGGACCUUCUGGCGGUUCCCUCGUUGCGAGAAGCCAAGUUACAGGGAACCAGGCAGAGGGCCUUCUCGGUAGUGGCACCCGCCCUGUGGAACGCCCUCCCACCAGAUGUCAAAGAGAAAAACAACUACCAGACUUUUAGAAGACAUCUGAAGGCAGCCCUGUUUAGGGAAGCUUUUAAUGUUUAAUAGACUAUUGUAUUUUAAUAUUGUGUUGGAAGCCGCCCAGAGUGGCUGGGGAAACCCCUACUUGGUGAAAGGUUACUAUUCAGUCACCCGGUCAAAACACCUCUCCCAUGGGGCCUGUGCCAGUGCUGGGAUUGCAGCAGGCAGCGUUGGAAGACCCAAGUGCUUCCAGCCAUGAAUUCUCCCCAUGUGGAAUCUCUCUUGGCCACCAGGCAUGGGGUUAGAAGAGCAUAGGAGGCUGCAUGAGGAUUUGGCAGCCAGCAGGUCCCUCACUUCACAGGCCAGCACCCUUUCCCCCACCUCUACAGUUGGAGCAGCAGCCAUAUUCACUAGAGUCUUCAACUGCUGGAUCAGAACCCUCUGUCAAGCCCCAGCCUGAUCUAAGGCAGGUCAUAACAGCAGCAUUGCUGCCAUAAAGUACACGGUAAAGAAAUGGGUCCCCAAAUGCAUGUUUAAGUUAAAGUUGGGUCCCGUCUCUGAAAAAGUGUGGCGACUACGGUUCUCAGAGAGUUAGGCUGCAAUGUUUUCUCUGAUCACCAGAGGCCAUCAAAGGACACGAUAAGUUUAGUACAGGGGUAGACAGCCUAAGGCCUGGGGGCCGGAUGCGGCCCAAUCGCCUUCUCAAUCCGGCCCGCAGACGGUCCGGGAAUCGGCGUGGUUUUACAUGAGUAGAAUGUGUGCUUUUAUUUAAAAUGCGUCUCUGGGUUAUUUGUGGGGUCUGCCUGGUGUUUUUGCAUGAGUAGAAUGUGUGCUUUUAUUUAAAAUGCAUCUCUGGGUUAUUUGUGGGGCAUAGGAAUGCGUCAUCCCCCCCCCCCCAAAAUAGUGCAGCCCACCACAUGGUCUGAGGGACGGUAGACCGGCCCACGGCUGAAAAAGGUUGCUGACCCCUGGUUUAGUGCCUUCUCUUCUAUUUCAGCUAAUAGGGGAACUUUCCUUUCUAAAUGGCAGCAGAGCCCGGUAGGCUUAUCACAGCUUUACAUUUCCUCUUCAAGUGGCUUUGCUGAGUUUUCUUCAUUCUUUUGUCUUUCCUGUUAUAAUCUCUCAGAUUUUAGAGCUUCAUCACAGACCGAAAGAAAAGAAAGGAAGAGAAACUGGAGAGAGGUUGUUAUACUAAUAAUCAAAGUCACAUGAUCCCUGGGGAAAUCAGAACAUAAAACUCCUCAUACAAGUUCAUUAUACAAGUUCAUUAUACCAGCCUAGAAAGUCUAUGCAUGGUAAAUGACCUAAUGUUCCUUUCUGGCUUCACUGCUGUGAUCCCCUAACACUGGAGUUAGAAUGCACACGUAGAGAUAUCUGUCAUAUAACUUUUAAAAGAAACUGCAGAUCGCUAAGAGCAUCAUUCUCUCUUUAAAAAAAAUUUUUUUUAAUUGAUUUUCCAAUAUUUUCCCAAAAACAGCCUCAUUAUAACAGCGGAAUUGGGGGCCGUCACGGCAGCCAGAGUGCUCUGUGCACCCAGUGCCUUUCCCUGCCCUUGCAUUCCAUGGGGAAACUGAGUGCCAGACCGCCAGGCACUUUGGAUGGGAGCCUGGUUCCUCUUCCAACCAAAGAGGAAUGCAGAUAAUGGAAUUCCCCCAUCAAUUUCUGAUUAACUCCAUCUGUCUCUCUCCCACCGUGUUGGGAGAGACUCUGAUCCUGGAAGCUGGAAGCCCAGAGCAUCAUUCUCUGAAUAGGAAAAUUGAUUGUCAAGUGUGAAGCCUGUGUGCUUGGAGAUAGGAUUAAGUUGGUGUCCUCCUACCAUGGGUAGAAUUCCUUGAGCAACCAAGAUGGUUCCUGACUGCUGCAAGGAAUAAAAGUUAACGUGCAUCUAUUUAAUGUAGUGCAAAUUGCUCCAAUGUAAGUUACCAACUGCCUACAAAUGGUUGACAUCCUAACUGGCAUCAUAUGAUGGUCCUGUUGCUCAGGUUUAAGCUAAUCUAUAAAGUUUAUAGAACUGACAGGUUGGUGAAGUCUGACUGUCUUUUUGUUUUCCUUUAGUCCCUUCCCAGUUUGUUUGGAAAACCCACACGUUAUCGAUAAACACCAGAUAUGGGUGGGGAUAAUCCCUAAAGGACCUGAUGGUGGUUUGCUGAGUUCCACCUAUGAAAAAAGGUAAUAGGGUUCCUUCCUUCCAGUUUAAUAAUCUUGUUGCAGACUUCGGUACUGCAUCAAUUUACUGCACAUGCGCUCGACACAAAUUCUCUGCAGAAAAAUCGUAUUUGUGAUUUUUGGGAAUACAGAGCCCAAAUUCAUACAUAACAAAAAGCUUUAUGAGACUGUGUUAUAGUGAGACUUGAAUUUGACCCCUCCCUCUCUUCACUCCUUCACAUGCAAAGGAAAAACAGUUAAUAUUUUAAUUUUCUGUUGUGGAACAAACCCCAGCUUUCUGUUACUCUAAAAUACAUUUUUUUUAGGUCCAGCAACUAGACCCGUGCAAGGUGUUCCAAGUGAGAUUGCACCAGAUUUGUACAAUGGCAUAAUGAUAUUGGGAGUUUUUGUUUCAUUCCCUUUCCUAAUAACCCCUAAUAUGGGAUUCACAUUUUUCACAGCUGCAACACACUGGGUCAAUAUUUUCAUCAAGAUACCCACAAUGAGCCCAAUAUCUCUCUUUCUGGAGCAGUCACCUCUAAUUCAGAGAGGAAGGUGCAGGAGGCAAACACAAAAGAGCCAGAAAGUAGAGGAAACUUGUGAGAAGUUUCUGUUUCAGAGUUAGAACUUCACCAUAUGACUCUCUGUGGCCAGAGAUAAGAGUCCACUCCACGUAGGACAAUAAGCAUGAUUUCUAAGGAAGGCUAAACCAGGCACUGCACUCAUUUCAACCUCACCUACCCCUUUUUCUUAGUUUAAUGACCAUGGGCGGCAUGGGGGUGGGCAGGGAAGGCAAGCCCCCUUCCUCAAACACGGAGAUUCCUUCCCCCUGUUUGCUGGACUUCCAUUAACAUAUCCUGUUAAUUUUUUUCAGUGAUCUUAGCACGCUCACCUAGAAAUAUACUUUGCCUCUUCUGUCCCCCACCCAUUGUUUUCUACUGUUGACACUGUUAAUGACUCAGCGAUUUAAACUUUUAUAACUUCUGUAGAUGAUUCUUUGGAUCAUAUGACUAGAUACAUUCUAAUAAAUUACAGGGACCUGUUUUUUCAGUGAAUCAGUCAAUAGGGGAAAGAAGAGAGUGAUAGUCAUGUCUUAAGGGUGACAAACGGUUCAUUGUAUUCCUUUGGUGAUGACUGUGGGGGCACCAGGCAUUCUUUACUUUCCAACAUGUAGAAGCUGGGUGCUGACAGAUAGUUGUUGUUUUUGCAGAUUUUCAUCAGAGUGUCUGUCAUCUCUUGGGAGAACAAUAGGUAAGAUCGAGAAGACCUUCUGCUCCAACAUGACUGAAAUCCACACGGAUUUAAAUCAACACUGUGCGCUUAGCCAAGCAAUGCAGCUGCUACACCGUGGGUAGGCAACCUAAGGCCCGGGGGCCGGAUGCGGCCCAAUCACCUUCUCAAUCCAGCCCGUGGACGGUCUGGGAAUCAGCGUAUUUUUACAUGAGUAGAAUGUUGCUUUUAUUCAAAAUGCGUCUCUGGUUUAUUUGUGGGGCAUAGGAAUUCAUUCAAUUUUUUUUGGUCAAAAUAUAGUCCGGCCCCCCACAAGGUCUGAGGGACAGUGGACCGGCCCCCUGCUGAAAAAGUUUGUUGGUCUCCCACCAACUGAGGCGUUAAAUACUGUUGGGGGGUGGAAAUGUGUCCUUGACUCCCCCCUUGAAGAGCUGCUGCCAAUCAAAUAAAAUGCAAAUAAAAAUUUUAAUUAAAAAUAAUAAUACUGAAAUCAGGGUGAACUUGGUCUUAAUAUUUGUUUGUUUUGUUUUGGCAGGUAAUCUUGUUCGAAUCACACCACAUGGGCUGCUUGUUUUCUUCCCUUCAUAUCCUGUCAUGGAUAAAAGCCUGGAAUAUUGGAGAGUAGGUUAACAUGGCCUUUUCUGUCCUAUAAAGCGACAUUAAGCAAUAUGCAUUGUUCACGCUGCUAGUCAUUAACGAGAACCUAUACAAACAAUAUUGGUGUUUGAGUUGAGUGGAUUUGUGCACAGUUUUGACAGAUGGUAAGGAAAUAAUAAGAUUGCUCCACACAGUCUUCAGCUCAGUCCUCAUUAACUGCUGUCACUGCAUUGUUGCCAAAAAGGAGUUGAAUGGUGACAUGGCUUAAAGCUGUAAGUAUUGGCAACCUGAGCAUUUUCCCCAUCUGAUCUGAAGCGAUACGAUCAGAUUCUAUACAACGAGGAGUUAGGCAAAGUAACUUGUUCACCAGAGGGCAUAAAACACAAUUGAGAUGGCAUUACCUUACAGGUUCCAACAGCUAUCGCCUCUCUUUCAUGUUCUGGCUUGAUUCAAAUUAGUGCAAUAAUUUUAAUUUAAAACUUUCUGGCUUGUGGCAUUGGAAUAAAGCAAGAGACUAUAUUUCUUGUUUACUUUAGGAAACCUUGAAUUUCAAAAAUACUCACAUGUUGGAAACAUGCCCCAGGAUUCUUGCUUGCUCAUCCAAAGAAUCAGAGCUUGUUGUCUGGUGCUAACAGGCAUGAAACCUUUGUCCGGUUUUGGUGUGGAGGCGGGGGUGUGUGUGUGUGUGUCUUAGGUGACUGCACACCUGCUUUUAUUCCAUCUAUCAAGCAGGCAGGAAAAUCCCACACCUUGUUUGAAGUAGUUGAUUCACUUGCUUGACUCACUUGUACUAGUCCCUCUCUUUGUUUUCUCACAGGAGCAUGAUUUAGCUGGAAGAAUUGAAGCAGUUAAACCAAUGUUUGUGGAACCAAGAAACAAAGGAACCUUCACAGAGGUUGGCAAGACUUUACACUGUUAUGCUGCGUAGUAACUUGGUUCCUGGCUGCUUAGUCAGACUGCUACUGAGCAACCUUGAGCCUGGUCCCAGGGAAAUGAGAAUCUGGUUGUUAGUGAUGUCUGAUAUACAGCUUGAGAUUGUUGUUGUUUAGUCGUUUAGUCGUAUCUGACUCUUUGUGACCCCAUGGACCAGAGCACGCCAGGCACUCCGGUCUUCCACUGCCUCCCGCAGUUUGGUCAAACUCAUGCUGAUAGCUUCGAGAACACUGUCCAACCAUCUCGUCCUCUGUCGUCCCCUUCUCCUUGCGCCCUCCAUCUUUCCCAACACCAGGGUCUUUUCCAGGGAGUCUUCUCUUCUCAUGAGGUGGCCAAAGUAUUGGAGCCUCAGCUUCACGAUCUGUCCUUCCAGUGAGCACUCAGGGCUGAUUUCCUUAAGAAUGGAUAGGUUUGAUCUUCUUGCAGUCCAUGGGACUCUCAAGAGUUUUCUCCAGCACCAUAAUUCAAAAGCAUCAAUUCUUUGGAGAUCAGCUUUCUUUAUGGUCCAGCUCUCACUUCCAUACAUCACUACUGGGAAAACCAUAGCUUUAACUAUACGGACCUUUGUUGGCAAGGUGAUGUCUCUGCUUUUUAAGAUGCUGUCUAGGUUUGUCAUUGCUUUUCUCCCAAGAAUCAGGCGUCUUUUAAUUUCGUGACUGCUGUCACGAAGUUAGGUGGGCUAACAGGAAUAGUGGCAGUUUCCUCCUAGCAGUUUUAUUGGUUUUAUCUUGCUCACAUAGCACCCCAUGCACCAGAAGGUAUCUGUUUUUUCUAUUAGUGUUUUCUUGAAGCUUGAGCCUUAAUCGAAAUCCUGACAUUUGGGUUAUACGCAGUAGUGGUUGGUAGAGCAGAGUUGCUCACCUGGCUUCCCAGUCCCAAGCAUCACUGCCUGUUACUGAAAGGGAGAUGGGGAGAGACAAGGCGUCAGGACGCUUGCCACAGGGUGCCGCAGCACUGUAACCAAUCAGAUGCUUCACCCAUGAUGCCAAGUUCCACCCCUUACCUUCCUCUUCCCCUUUUCAGUAAUUGAUAGUGAUACUCAAGAUUUGGAAACCAGGUGAGCAGUGCCACUGUGCCAGAUGUAUGACAUAGAUCACAAGUACACAUUCAUCACUUUGGCCUUGAAACACCAUAUAACUCUAAAUAAAAAUGUAUGAUGAACAGCAGGUUAACAUUAAAAAAAUCAUUCAGAAAGUUCAAGUGAGUUAAAAGCAAAUUGGACAUUGGACAUAUUUUUGACUCCUGGCAAUUUUAGAUUUUAGAUCCUUGCUUCCUUUAGAUUUUUAUAGACUUUUAAUUCUUUUUAGUUUUUCAAAUAGUUUUUUGUAUUUUAAAUAACUGUAAACCCCCCCCCCCUUUUAGGCUGGCCUAUGAUCGUAAUAAAGAUUAGAUUUGUUUUGACUCCUGGCAAAAGCACUUUGGAAACAGUGCAAUGUUUUGAAUAAUCUGCUAAAAAUCUCUGGAACUUUAUUGCAUAGAACAGCCCUCGCACACACACCCUCUUAAUGAAUUCCCAUGUAUCACACCUCUUGGGCAAAACCUUUUUACAGGAAUUUUUUUUUUCUUCUGAAAAAGCAGCGUGUACCCUGCAGAUAGGGCUUCCUUCCUUCAUCAUUGCUUUUUCUUCUUGGUGGGACUGCACGUUCAACUCUUCUUAUCAAACAGUUAGUCAUGCUUGAAUUCCACUGAAAACAAAGUGCAGUGCUGGUUUUUUAAAAUAACUUUGUUUAUGAACUUUCAUUUAAAAAUCUCAGAUCGAUCCAUAAGUAAACCCACCAUUUUCCUAACCUUGAAAUUUCUCUGCCAGGUUAUCCUAAUUUUCCAAACAUUUAUGUGCAUAUAAAAUGCUACAUAUUUCCUGUUUGUCUUGUCUUGAACAUAAUUUGCAGGAAGAUAAGGAAUAGGAAUGCUGAAGGUUCUUUGUGUUGUGUUCCAUGGAAGCUGCUGUCUCACAUGGCCUGAUAGGAGAUUUGCAGGUUUCUCAUAAUGAAGGGUGUCUCAUUCAUGGAAGUAAACAUCUGCCCAAUUGAGCAAAGUUAGCAAGAUCCCGGGAUCCUAGAUUCUGUAUAUUUCAGUGGAAGUUGGAAAGCUGUUACGCUUCAGGGGAUGGGGCCACAAUCACAGAAGCUGUAAGCCUCUAUGUAAUGACAGGACUGCAGAUACAGUAUGUUCCAAGGAAAUCAGGAAUCAGUCGAAGGCCAAACAUGAUUCAAAGACAAAGUCAGGCAACAGUCUAAGCUCACAGGGUGUCCAGGCAAGGUACAGUGCAGCAAAGCAGAGUGACUAGAUCUGGGACCCAGAUGUUUCCAGCAAGUGGAAGGCUCAAGAGGGAGGCCUCCUAAACCAGAUGGUAGCCACAGCUGCUAGCUGUGAUGGAGUAGCAUGGAUUCCUUACUCACAAGAAGCCCCCUUACGAGUAGAGUGACAACUUUGGGUCCAUAGAUGCAUAAUGUGCCAUUCCUCUUCAGCCCAGAACUGAAAGCUUUCGGUGCCGGCACUCUUGAAAACAGGGAACGGCGAGGAGCCUGCUCCACCUCCUCCUCUGGCACUUUUAUUUGUUUUAUUUAUUUUACAACAUUUAUAUACCACUUGACUGUAAUAAAACCCCAGAGCAGUUUACAGAAAGAAUAAAGCAAUAAAACUACCUGCUAAAAACCCAGUUAAAAAGACUUAGUUUAAAACCCAGUUUAGAACGUUCAAAAGAUAAUUAAAACCAGCAAUAAACCAAAAGCAGAUUAAAAUACAUGAUAGCCUCUGGGCACCACAGUUCAAGAAGGACACUGACAAACUGGAACGUGUCCAGAGGAGGGCAACCAAAAUGGUCAAAGGCCUGGAAACGAUGCCUUAUGAGGAACGGCUAAGGGAGCUGGGCAGGUUUAGCCUGGAGAAGAGGAGGUUAAGGGGUGAUAUGAUAGCCAUGUUCAAAUGUAUAAAAGGAUGUCACAUAGAGGAGGGAGAAAGGUUGUUUUCUGCUGCUCCAGAGAAGCGGACAUGGAGCAAUGGAUCCAAACUACAAGAAAGAAGAUUCCACCUAAACAUUAGGAAGAACUUCCUGACAGUAAGAGCUGUUUGACAGUGGAAUUUGCUGCCAAGGAGUGUGGUGGAGUCUCCUUCUUUGGAGGUCUUUAAGCAGAGGCUUGACAACCAUAUGUCAGGAGUGCUAUGAUGGUGUUUCCUGCUUGGCAGGGGGUUGGACUCGAUGACCCUUGUGGUCUCUUCCAACUCUAUGAUUCUAUGAUUCUCUACAUGUCUUGUUAGGUUUGCUUAAACAAGAAUGUUUUUAAAGGUAAAGGGACCCCUGACCAUUAGGUCCAGUCGUGGCCGACUCUGGGGUUGCAGCGCUCAUCUUGCUUUAUUAACCGAGGGAUCCGGCGUACAUGACUAAGCCGCUUCUGGCGAACCAGAGCAGCACACGGAAACGCCGUUUACCUUCCCGCCAGAGCGGUACCUAUUUAUCUACUUGCACUUUGACGUGCUUUUGAACUGCUAGGUGGGCAGGAGCAGGGACCGAGCAACGGGAGAUCACCCCGUCGUGGGGAUUCGACCCGCCGACCUUCCGAUCGGCAAGUCCUAGGCUCUGUGGUUUAACCCACAGUGCCACCCACGUCCCAAGAAGUUUUUUAGCGGGUGCCAAAAAAAGUAUUAUUUAUUUACUUACUUACUUACUUUACUUACCUACCACCCUAUACCUGGAGGUCUCAGGGCGGGACAGUGAAGGCACCUGGCCGGUGUCAAUACGCAGGGAGUUCCAAAGUGGAGGUGCUACGUGGGAUAAUGCAAUCACAAAGGUUUAUGGGUCCCAAGCUCUGAAAGGUGUUAUACAGUGGUACCUCAGGUUACAUACGCUUCAGGUUACAUACACUUCAGGUUACAGACUCCGCUAACCCAGAAAUAGUGCUUCAGGUUAAGAACAGAAAUCAUGCUCCAGCGGCGUCGCGGCAGCAGGAGGCCACAUUAGCUAAAGUGGUGCUUCAGGUUAAGAACAGUUUCAGGUUAAGAACGGACCUCCAGAACAAAUUUAGUACUUAACCAGAGGUACCACUGUAUACAGAUAGCAGCAGGUUUAAAUUGGCGCAGUAGCAGAUCUGCAGUCAGAGGUGUCAUAUGCUGACGGGGUUUUUUUGUGUUUUUUUUAAGAAUAAUUUUUUAUUAACCAACCAAUCACAUCAAAUCAAACCAAAUUACAUACAUUCCAAAUUACACAGCCGAAUUUUAAAUUUUUGUUGGGGGUACCCAUAUUUCAAGUUCUGAAGGGAUCCAAUCAACUUCUUGCUUCUUACUGCUGUUUUAAUGUCCACAAAUCUAACCUUAUGAUGUUCACAGUACUAUCCAGUCCUUUCUUAUUAUUUUUCCACAUCUCUUGUUAUUUUCAUAUAUUUUUCCUUUCUCUUUGUGACCUCUGAUAGUCUCCGCAAGCUGGUUAGAACAGUUUGUAAUCCUGCGUGGAUAUAUUUUUUUUUAUCCAGUAGCCAUAUCCAGACGUUUUCCAUAUAACAUCACUUCCAUACAUCAAAACAGUCUUAGCGUCAUUAAUCUUCACCAAUCUGCCUCCUUUCUCAAAACCUCUGAGGAGAUUCACUAGAAUGCAGUCUGAAAACAAAUCCGUUCUUCCUCCCGGCUAUAAAUCCUUUGGCAAGAUGGCGACUCUGAAUUAAUUGCUGCGCCAUUCCCAAAAGCUCUUAUUGCUUCUCGGUCUCCAUAAAGCAUACUUUUGGUUAAAGUUUAUCUCCACACAGACCUUAAUCAUCCUGCUUGGGUCAGUUCUACCGACGGUUCUAAUGAGGAGGGGUUCUUGUAAAUCACAUAGAAGGAAAGUAAAAAUGGUUUCCACCCCCAUUCAGCCCCGUUGUCAACAUACCCCACCUUUGGUGUAUCUUCAUCGUAAAAUAUUCCUGUUUCUCCAGCCCGUCGUCUUCUUUCGCAGAGGUCACUUAAAUUAGCAGACUUCACUCCCCUUCUUCACUUGAAAUAUGUGCAUUUGCUUCUUUUGUAAUUAAUUAUUCCAAAUUGCGCGAUUAUUCCAAACUAGCGCGCAAUCAGAGACAGCGUCCAGGAGAGCCGAUAUCCACACGGGGGCAUUCUGCCUAGGGCCCUCACCCCCUACUUUCGAAUUAGGGGGUGAUUUGUGGGCACAGCAGGCAAGGGCAGUGUUCCCCAUUUCCUUGGGGCAACAAGGGAGGCUGCCUACUCCCAUAACAGCCUCUUAAUUACCCCGUGUGGGUCGGAGAGAUGGUAUUGUCGGCCAUCUUCCAAUGCGCCCCUAGUGGCCCCCCGGGUUUUAGUCCUGUCAGCAGUUGUGCUGCAGCAUCCAUCAUCAGAAGGGCCCCUCAAAGGGAUCCUAAGCAUUGGAUUCAGGGGACCGUGCCUGCUCCUCAAGGUCCUGUGGAGUGUCUUGAGAACUCUGUGUCUGGUACCAAGCCAGAUCUAGGCACGACACAAGUUUGUCCUUAAAUUUUCAUUUACAUUUUUUUCUCUCUCUCUCCUAGGUCAUAAAUGCCUAUUAUGAGAAGAUUGUCUGCCCCAAGUCGAAUGGUGCUGUUUUCUUGGCUGUGUGCCGGGGGAAGGUAUGUGUAACAGAUUGCAGAAGUCUGAAAGUUAGAUUCUCUGCAGAAGCCAACUUGUGCAGAGCAAUAGUGGGAAUUUAUUUAUUUAAGAAUCAUAAGAACUGGGGAAGAGUCGGAUUCAGAUCCCCACUUAGCUAUGAAGCUCACUGGGAACUUUAUGCUUGAAAUCUCUUGGCCUAUCCUCUUUUACAGGGUUGUUGUAAGGAUAAUAGAAACCAAUUAACAGAAUCUGAGCAGUUGUGUUGUUGUUGUUGUUCAAUCGUUUAGUCAUGUCAGACUCUUUGUGACCCCCUGGACCAGAGCACGCCAGGCACUCCUGUCUUCCACUGCCUCCCCCAGUUUGGUCAGGCUCAUGUUUGUAGCUUCGAGAACACUGUCCAGCCAUCUCGUCCUCUGUCGUCCCCUUCUCCUUGUGCCCUCCAUCUUUCCCAACAUCAGGGUCUUUUCCAGGGAGUCUUCUCUUCUCAUGAAGUGGCCAAAGUAUUGGAGCCUCAACUUCACGAUCUGUCCUUCCAGUGAGCACUCAGGGCUGAUUUCCUUAAGAAUGGAGAGGUUUGAUCUUCUGCAGUUGUGUUAAAUAGUGGAAAUAUACUGAAACAUUUUGUUGCAGUCCUGCUUCUGUGAGUUGUUAUUAUUAGUUACAUUUUUAUACCAACUCUCUUCCAGUUCGCUGAGGGUGGUGUAUAUGGUUCUCACCUGGUCAUUUUUAUCUCUGCAACUGCCUUAUGAGACAGUUUCGGCUGAGAGAGAGUGAUCGAGAGGGUCACCAGUGAGCGUCAUCACUAAGUGAGGAUUUGAAUCCCUGCAUUUCCUGUGCUAGCUGGAUGCUCUAACCACUGCACCACACUGCUUUUGAAGUUCCAUUACACGCAUGGAAAUAAUAUAAGAUUUGUUGGCUGUUACUAUACCAUUUCCUCACUAGUUUUCAUCAGUAAGAUGGGGAAAUUUAAACUCAUUUCCUACUAUCUGUUCUUGUCUUUCACAACCCUACCUCCAACAAAGUUUCUACUUUCAUAGGAACUUUAACACACCAGAUUGUGUGUCAAAUACCCUAUGCAUGGGUGCCAUGAAGCUUGUUUGUGUGGUGUUGCUGGACUGUGGCAACUUCUAGUCUGCAUUUCCUCUGGGCCAUGAGCUUGUUCAGCUGUCUUGUGUGAACUAAGAUAAUGUCCUGCAGCGCUUCCCAGCUGAUGUGUCUUCUAAGGAAAGAUUGGUAGGAGUGGGCCUUUCAAGGAAGCUAUUCCAUCAUUCCAUAUCUUUCUGCUGAGAAACUCGUGAUAGGCUUCCAAGAAACCUCAGGAUAUCCUGGAACUAUUUGAAAAUGAUGUAACUAGCACAAGAUUAACUUUUGAAGCAGCAGCAUUGAAGCCAAAAUAAAAAUAAAUGAAGCAUGUUAUCAGCAUGCUUUGAGACAAAGACACAUAAUAAAGCUGGCUUCCUGUGUUUACGGUUGGGGUUUUUGUUUUCGUUUUGUCUUUUGCUUCUUAUGGAAAGUGAAAGUGAAAAUGUUAGGCAUAUUUCUUGACCACUGUAAUCCUCAGGUUACAUUACAGACCUUAUUUGGCAUCCACUGGGAACUUCCCGGUGACAAGGCUCUACACAGAAGAACAGUAACUUGUUACCUUUUCCUUUUUUAUUUGUGUAUCUAUUCAUUCAUUCCUUCAUUUACCAUAUAUGAUCUUUUUUUUAAACAUCAUAUUUUUCCCCCUGACAGUGGAUCUAAGCUGCAAGAUAAAACAUAAACAUGUACUUAAGCUAUAACAUAUUGCAGUGGCAAGUUUAAAAGGUCUAGAUAAAUAAAAUGCUGGUGGUGAAAAUAAAAAAAAGAUGUUGUGAGGGAAACUUCUCUGGAAAGGGUGUUCCAUAAAUAGGGUGCUAUAGCUUCAAAAUGCCAGUUUUUUAUUGCCACCCUCCUUACUUUACCUGGAACUUAGUGUGUGCCCUGGUCCAGCCUUGGAGGGCUCUCUCCACUGUGAUAGGAAUUUUGAGGACUUAGAUAUAUGGUAAUGUUCAUAAGUGUACCAACCAAGCACAUACAUAGAUCAGCACAGGAAGGCCAACCUGGAACCAUUUUGAUUCCUAAAAUGAGCAAAUGUUUUCUCUACAUGGUCAAAGUGAAAAAGCCUCCCCAUUGUCUUUUCCUUCACAAAUCCUGUCUUAAGGGUAUGUCUGUGUUUGAAUAAGGUGUGAGCCUGUGACCUGGCCCAGGAACUAAGUAUUUAUCAUUACAAAAGACUGGCCAGGCUACCCAGGAAAUCCAAUCAAGUAGCCUGCCAGACAGGAGAUAAACAAAAACAGGAGAAAAACAAUAUUAAAAUUUCUAUUUUGGACCGCCUUUUCUGUGAUGUAGGUGUGAUGUAUCUGAGGGGUGGUCUUAGGUUACACCCCUUCUGUGAUGUAUGUAUGAUGUUUCUGGGGGUGGUCUUGAUCUACAGGAUGGGAAUUUCAAAAGUCUUUAUAAGGCCUUGCACACCAUUUUUCUAGGUCCUCCUCCUUUCCUGCGUGUGAGGGGAGCACCCUGUUGCAACAGAUCAAUAAAGAUCAAGCUUACUAGCUGCUUUGUUUCUCAAUAUUCUCUGGUUGGCCUCUGUUAUUUUCUCCUACCAAUAGGGAACCCAAGUAAGGACUCUAUAUGGGCUCUUGGAUACCCCAUAAGGGAAAAGGGCAAUUUUUGUUUACAACACCACAUCCAGGAGGCCACUGACCUGAUCAUGUGAUGCCUUUACGGAGUCCUGCUUGCAGAAUUUUUGAACUUCUUGAUGUGUAGAUUGAAUGGGCUACUAAGAGCCAACUAGUGUGUUCAAACCAUAAAUGAGAUUCUAACUCAGUGCUUCCUAACCAGCAACUUACUUUCAUUGCUCCUAAAUUGCACUAGAGGGACGUGGGUGGCGCUGUGGUCUAAACCACAGAGCCUAGGACUCGCCGAUCGGAAGGUCGGCGGGUCGAAUCCCUGCGACGGGGUGAGCUCCUGUUGCUCAGUCCCUGCUCCUGCCAACCUAGCAGUUCAAAAGCACAUCAAAGUGCAAGUAGAUAAAUAGGUACCGCUCCGGCGGGAAGGUAAAUGGCGUUUCCGUGCGCUGCUCUGGUUUGCCAGAAGCGGCUUAGUCCUGCUGGCCACAUGACCCGGAAGCUGUACGCCGGCUCCCUCGGCCAAUAAAGCGAGAUGACCGCUGCAACUCCAGAGUCGGCCACGACUGGACCUAAUGGUCAGGGGUCCCUUUACCUUCACCUUACAUUGCACUAGUAUAGUCAUGAAGUGGCCUUUAGACUGAGGCAUCCAGAGAAUUAUAUCAUAGGCCUUGGCACCAUCAAGCGGAGAGACACAGCUCAGAUCUUAAGCACCCCCUGUUUGCAACCUUAAAUUCCGGCAAGUAGGCACAGCAGCCUUGCAGCGCUGUGCUUGAGCUCAUGCCCCUGCCAAGUGGCUCCCCUUCCAGAGAUGACCUGGAGCCCCCAGAAACUCAGGAACCAACCCAGAACUACAGCUGAAGUGUGUUCGGGACCUUCAGAGAAGACUGGAGAAGCUGGAAGCGGAGCAGGAAUUUGUCUCUGCCUCUUUUAGUGACAGACAUCAUCUGUUUUCAGGCCAGCGAAGGUUUGGACUUCACGGAUAGGAAUGGUCGAGGUGUCAUCAUUACAGGCCUUCCUUUCCCCCCUCGCAUGGACCCAAAGGUCAUUUUGAAGAUGCAGUUCUUGGAUGAGAUGAGGUCAAAAGGUGCCGCUGGUGGACAGGUAAGAAGGGAGCCCUCCCAUUGAUAUUAUGGAUAUUUGUCAUCAAAGCGGGCCCUGCCAUUAGGCAGAGUGAGGCAGCCACUCAGGCUGAAAGUUCUAGGGGGCAGGUAGCUGUGAUGAGGUUUGGGGGAGCUGAACUGUGUGUGCUACCUGGCAUGCCCUGCUGCACCCCUUAACCUAGCUUGCUGCUCUUGGGUCUGAUCCAUCACCAAUGCUGAAAUAAAGACAAACGAUAACAGUCCAGUUGGCAUGGAAAGUGAGUGGGGCAUCAAGUCCUUGGUCUCAGACAGCAAAAAUUAUUGGUCUGACCCUGUUUGUCUCUGUUCUCUCAAUGCAACUUUUCUCUAUGGAUAUCGGUCCCAAUUCCUUGGGCCACAGGAAUAUUUGUUGAAGGCUUCUAAACCUUGGUUAUUUAUGAGAGAAUUCUCCGUUGGCUGCUGUUUCUUAAGAAUUUGUAGACAGUUUGCAAGUGGCAGAGUUAACCUUGUAUUAAUGCAUAUCUAAAAGGAAUGUUGCAAACGUCUGAAGCACAAUGCACAGUGUUAUUAAUCCAGAUAAAUCUUCAUGGCAGGUAGGGGCCAGUGGGGUGUCCAAUUCCUCUUUCAGAAAAGAGGUGGUCCUAAGCUACAGAAACGGUGGGGAAGGGGAGAACCAAGGGACAGGCAGAAGGGCAUUCUUUGCAGAUGUGUUUUCAGGGCAUCUCCUUAAAGGAUGGUACUAAUUUUGGUCUGGUGUUUGAUACAUUUUCUUUGACAUUUAGUAUUUAUCCGGGAACAACUGGUACAAACAACAGGCUUCUCGUGCAGUGAACCAGGCCAUUGGUAGAGUCAUCCGGCAUCGACAGGAUUACGGCGCCAUCUUCCUCUGUGACCACAGGUGACCUUCCUUCUUGCUUGGGUAGAGUUCUCGUGUCCUCAUCUCCGUCUACUUGAAUUCUGUACCAUCUGUGCCAUCUCCUUGCUUUGCUACUGUGGAACAAGCCUUCAGAAAGUAGGAGAAAAUGGACAGUUUUCCAAAUGGAGGAAUGUAGAAGGUGGAAUCGCCCAAAGUUUCAUAUUGGGAUCUGUGUUUUUGAAUUAGAUCAUAAACAAGCUAGAGCUAGGGGAGAGUGGUUAGGUGGCCCUGUUUUCUGAUGAUACUAAAUUGCUCGGGGUAGUUAGGACAAAAAGAUUGUGAUGAGCUCCAAAAGGACUCUCGAAACCGAGUGAAUGGGCAGCAAAUUGGCUCAAUUGGUGCACCUCUCUGAUUUCCUUGCUUGCCUUGUUACCGUGUAAUUCCAAUGUAAUGUUCCACCAUUAUUUAAAAAUAAUAAUGUGCAACCACAAGCCUGCAGGAUGCAGCUGCGCCUGUGACUAGAACUAGGCAAAUUAAUGGGAGCAGCUAUUCAGAGAAAGCUCUGAGUUGUUAUCCUGGCCAGUGGAAAGGAAAACUGUUUACCCAUGUAUCCCUUGGUUCAAAACCAAAAUAAAGAAAGAAAUAUGAUCUAACCAAAAUAUUUCUCAUGUGUUGCUAGACUGGGUUUCUAAAUCCACAUCAGUAGUCUUAGAAUAAUAAUCCAAGUUAAACGUAUUCUUUCGGGAGAAAUUGCAUCAUCUUUUCGCGGCUUUCUUCGAAAACAGGAACGCUCUGACUGAGAACUGGGGGAUUCUAUCUCACCGCUUGCCACCACAUGUGCAAAAUGUGGGUUUCGUCCCACUGCAGUGACAUCAAAUGUGAAGAAAGUCACUAAACUGGAGUAUGUGGUCCUUAUAAUUGCACUCCUAUCAUAAACAGACAAAAUAAAUUUAUCUCUGUAGUACACCAUCUAAAAUGGGGUAUUAGGUUAUCGGCAUGGGAUGCAAAUAGAUGGAGAAUGGCUUAUUCAAGACUUACUUACUCAUGCUGCAUAUUAAUAUCUAUUCCUAUAUGGUGUCUAAGGAACACAUCCCACGUUUAGAGGGGAUGCCCACAAGCCUGGAGUUUCUGCUUGAGGGCCUAGGGAAGGCUUUCAACACUAAACCCCUUAAAAGUCAGGUUGUAGUAUUCUCUGCUGUGGGAGAGUUGAAUCUGUUUCAGGCCACUCCCAUGUCUGCAGGGUGGUUCUAAGUAAUCCUCUGGGAACGCCCUAUUUUUCUAAAUGGAACCUGUAACUGGAAACUGAACGAUUCCAGAUGAGCUAUUAUCUGCAACUGGUGCUCUCUUCCUAGGAAAGGAAUGGUUUAUGAAACCAAUCUAUUCAUAACAGCAGUGGCGAAUUAAAAAGCAGAUCUCAUAAGCUGUAUAGUUCAGUCAAUCAAUUAGACUCUUCGUAGGAAUUGCAAAGGAGGCUGGCCUGACCCAGACAUUGUGGAGGGGACCCUGGUGAUGACUACUUUAUCUCCCACAGGUGGCAACCCCGCAAAAGGGGUUUUGGAGCUCUUAGCUAAUUCAUGUGUGAUUUCUGGCCAGCACUUCAGUUGACUCCCUUAUCCAGCACUUGCAAUCCCACAGUGUUUUGCAACUUACCAUUUAACCUUUGCUGUAUGGAAGAAUGAUACAAGUGUAAAUGUAAGGAUACUGUUUAUCCUCUUCUGUUAUUUUUGUGAUGGGGAUAAAAUUAUUAUGGGGUGCUAUAUCCAAAGGUGUUUUCUUUUACCAAUGGUUAUCAGAUGUUGCAGAGCACUUAGGCAUCCAAUUCCAUCUUUCUUCUGGGUUGUUUUGGUGGGAAAGUGUUACAAACAUUUCUAGGCAUGUCCCGAAACUGUUUUUGACAGAGCUUACUAGUGUUCUUUCCCACUUUCCAACAGGUUCAUGAAUACAGAUGCAAUAGCCCAGUUGCCUUCCUGGGUCCGUCCUUACAUCAAGAUUUAUGAAAAAUUUGGGCAUGCCGUCAGAGAUGUGUCUCAGUUCUUCCGUUUUGCCCAGGAAACUGUAAGUGUCAAGCAACUGCAGGCGAAAGCUAUUCGUCUGCAAAAUGUCUGAGAGUUACCUCAUGACUAGCAUUCCAGAGACAUAAGGCUGCCCAGCCAAUUUGUUCACAGACUGCUCUGGGAUCUGAUACACUUUGGGUUAUAUAUAUAUAUAUCUCUAUAUAUAUAUAUCUAUAUAUACACACACACACACACACACACACACACAUAUAACAUAUCAUUUUCAACAAUAAUUAAACAUACUUUUACAUCUUAUACAGUUUUUUUGACUUCCAUCAAUCACAUCUGAAAAUUUUCCAAUCUGUUCACUUAAUAUACAUUUCUUACUUUCACUAUUACCUUUAAAUCUCCUAACUAAUAUCUCUAUUCUUUCUCUACUUUGCAGUAUUUCAUAUAUUUCUCCUUACAAAACUUAUUGUAGUCCUACUAGCGUAAUUUGUUGGUUACAAUUGCUCUUCAAAUAGUUUGUAUAUUUCUUCCAAUCUUCUGUAAAUCUCUGGUCCCGCAGGUUUCGAAUCCUUCCUGUCAUUUUGUCUAAUUCUGCAUAGUCCAUUAAUAUUGUCUGCCAUUCUUCUUUCGUCAGAAUUUCUUCUUGCUUCCAUUUCUGGGCUAACAAUACUCUUGCCGGUGUUGUUGCAUAUAAGAACAAUUUAACAUCUUGUCUAUUAAUAUCAUCACUUACAAUACCAAGUAAAAAUGCUUCUGGUUUUUUUAAGAAUGUAUAUUUCAACAUCUUUUUCAUCUCAUAAUAUAUCAUUUCCCAGAAGUUUUUUACUUUCUUAACAUUCCCACCACAUAUGAUAAAAUGUUCCUUCUUUUUAUUUACAACAUUUAUUAUUUGUCUUACACAUUUUAGUUAAUUUCACGGGUGUAAUAUACCAUCUAUACAUCAUUUUCAUCAAAGCAUUACAAGCUGUAAAUUUUAUUCUAUCUUUCAACAACCUAUCCCAUUCUUUAAGCUGUAUGUUACAUCCAAAAUCUUUUGCCCAGGGUAUCAUCACCAAUUUCACUUCCUCGUCUUUCAGGUGCCAUUCCAACAGUAUUUUAUACAUUUUAGACAUUAUUUUACAUUCAUCGUUUAAUAUUUCUAUUUCAAAUUUUGAUUUUUUUAUCAUCAAAUCCUUUCUCCUUUAAAUCCUCUUUAUACAUUUCGUUGACUUGGCCAUAGUUCAUCUGGGAUCUGAUACACUUUGGCUUAGCAGCAUGCUGUUCAUUUAGAACAGUCGGAAGAGGUGUAACACCCUAAUGUACAAAGUAACAAAAGGCUUCCCAAUGCUGGCCAAACUUUUUACAAAGGAAGCUUUAUGCUGCAGCUUUUUUUCUCCAGAUGUACAAAAUGGUACAGUUCCAAAUAUAGUGUGAAAAUUGUAUAGUUCCAAAUAUAGUGUGUGAACCUUGGACUGAGUAAAUAUUGCAUGCAUCUGCAGAAAUCUCUUGCUUCUUGAACUUUACAUAUAUAAAGUGGCUUAAGAUCCUAAUCUCUCACCGAUUUCUCACCAUGUGAGAGACAUCACAGUUAUUUCUAUUUCACAGAUGAAAAUACAGCACAAAGGGAGUUUCCAACAGCAUCUCUUUGCUGCUCAGCUGUUUUGAUCGGGUGCGGGGGGGGGGGGAGACCUGUUAGCAAGUACAGCUAUAGGAUACAUUGUGUAGUUUUCUCUUUAUUAGUUAUUCUCUUUAGUCACUAGUUGCUGUUUCUUUCAUUUAGUUAUUCUGGCAUAGCAGCUCUGUUAUCAAAUGGAUCAUACACUUUGAUUUUAGUGCACUCCAAAAGACAUACCCACCCCAUAGGUUUUAACUGUUCUAUGGUGUUCAUGCCUAUCAUGGCAUAUUAAUUCAAGCCAUCUGGCUUCUCAUUUCACCAAUACAGAAUGUUUUAUUUAUUUCAUUUAUAUCCUCACCUUUUCCUGAAAAAAACUCAAGUUGACGUUUGUGGUUAUCUUCUUCAUCCCACCCUGAGAAACAAUUUCUUCACAACGGCCCUGUGAGAUAGGUUAGGCUGAGAGAGUGUGUCAGUGAAUUCCAUGACUGAACAGUGAUUUGAAAUUGGGUUUUGCCAGUCCUAGCCUAGAACCAUUACAGCACAAGGACGUUCAGCACCAGCAGCACUUCCUAUGAGCUAGACACAAUGGCAUGCACACCUUUUCUAUUCAGGCACCUCUCCUUUUCUCAUAUAAAUUGGGGAUGUGUCUAUAUUUUACAUCAGAUAAAACAGCCUUCAUCAAUCUUGUGCCCUCUGAAAGCUUUGAACUACAACUUGCACCACAGUUCUGCCUUCUUGCUAGGAUCAGCUUUUUCUCUCGUUUCCAUCCUACUGCUUUGCCUUGGCACUGGUUCAGAGCCCUCACAGCCUUUCCUGAUCCAAAUAGCAUGAGGAGAACUGGAUGUCAUUGACAUGCUGGAGGCACCUUCUCCCCAAAGUUGUAAUGACCGUUCCCAGUGGCUUCAUAUAGAUAUGAAACAGCAUUGGGGAGUGAGGAGUGCCCUGCAGCAGCUCAUAGCAUAACUGCCAGGAGGCUCAAAAGCACUCUCCCAGUUCUACUUUUUGGACUCAGGCCCAUAGCUAGGACCAGAACCACUGUAACACAGUGACCUCAGUUCCCAUUCUACAGAACCAUUCCAGGAGGAUGCCAUGGUCACUGGAAUCAAAGGCUGCAUAGCACUCAAGAAGCAGGAGCAAGGUUGCACUCUCCCUGUCUCGCUCUCUGCAAAAGUCUUCCAUCAGUGCAACCAAAGACAUCUCAGACCCAUGGACAGGCCUGAACCCAGAUUGUGAUGGAUCUAAAAUAAUCCCCUUCUUCACCUCUUGUACUUUAUCCCAAUCUGGCUCACGUCCAUUAUUGGGGGUGGGGGGAAGCAAGGGGAGUUCCAGCUCCCCUCCUAUGCUUCCCCUUUUGAUGGAAACAACACAUACCCAUCCACCCACUUUAGAGAUGAACAGCCCAGCAGGCACCUGGCUAAACAAACACAUUUGCCAUCAUUAUGACUAGUUUCAUCCUAAUUCUCUGGGGUGCAACUGGGAUUCAUUAGCUAUAAAACUUGUCUCAGGCAUGAAGCACAUUGUUCUGUAAAUCUGUUCAGACAGCAGUUUUUAAUUACAGCUAAAGUGAGGGGUACUAAGCGACUGUAGAUGGACCUGUGGUCGGAGCUGAUAGAAGGCAGCUUCUUAUUCUCCUCCAACCAGAUUCUGAGAUGGCUGUCACCAUCUUGCCCUGCCCUUGGCUUUCAGCAUUCAUUUGAUUACUGUUGGCAAGAGAAUGAUGUAAUGGGUAGAUCUUGGAGUAACCUUUUCAGGAUCGGAACUGCUAGGUUGUUAAUUAUAUUAACUGCCCUGUUUUACAAAUUUCAUACUGUGGUCAGAUGAGACGUGGUUCUUUGCUAAGGGUGUGUGUCUCCUAGACUAACCUUAGACUUUCUUACCAGUAUAAUUAGAUGGGCCUCAUCUCAUCUUGGAUGGGCCACAUAUGACUUGUGUCAUGCCAGAGGCUCAUCUAUACCAUGUGUCUUGACAGAGUCGUACAAUCAACCCGUGCCACCUCAUUACUGGUAUCCCUUCUAGGCAUUAUCAUAGUCCCACAGAUGUAUAGCCCAUUUUCCACCUAAAUCUAAUAUAUUAACCAUGUCAUUUCUCAACACACUUCUCCAUAUUAUGCUGUUGUGUCUUAACCUUCACUAUUUUUACCAUGUUUAAAGUAUGGUUUAACAUGAACGAGCAAUUUGCUAUUAUUGUACACUGCUCUAAAGUCCCACAGUGCUUCUACCAGACUCCUUUCUUCAGCAUAUUGGGAAGAAACAAAUCAGAGGCUGGCUUGUUACAUGCAAACCUGUGCUCAUGGUUUCUUCGUUUGCUCACAGACCCAUGAUGGUUACCCAACAUCCUUGGCUUACCUCCAUGGUUUGUAAAGAGGCAGACACAUAAUGGCAAGCCAACCUCUCGUUUGUUUACUCCUUGGUGAAGUGAUGAAGUAAGAAGUGUUGCUCAUUCAUAUUAAACCAUAGUUUAAUUUAAAAGAAGGCUUUAAGCAGGGCUUGUGAGCACAGUGCCCAUGGGUGGGAUGGUGCUCCCUGGUGCCCACAAAGCCUCUGAGCGCCACUCACCCCACUCAUUGUUCCCCUGGUCAUGAGGUGUGAGGGCUGUUGCCUUUUUCUCCCUUGAAAAGUACAUAGAGCUGGAGGAGGAAGUUGGAAGAGUGAUGGUCUUUCUCACUUCCUCUUUCAGGUCUAUGGCUCAGAUUAAUUCCACUGGGUAUGAUUUUUACCCAGAUCCCUUGGAAAAGCAUAGGUUUUUUUGUGUGCACUUUCUUUCUGUCUCCUACGGGUGAAGGGCUAGACCAAAGGAGGGAGAGGAGAAGGGAACAAAGUGUGUGGUGCCUACAGCACUUGCUCAAAAAUGCAAAGGCCUAAAAAGGUUGGUGACUCCAGUUUUAAAGUGACGUGGUAGAGUUCAAGUCAUAAUAUUUAGGCAGGUUCUUAAAAUGUUGGAAGUUGAGCGUUUUACAUUUUUCUUGUGUAAUGCUUCCAAUUUCUGUGCAGGUGCCUCCUCCCCCACUUCGAGACCCCUCUUGCACCACCACUGGAGAAGAAGGCAGCCCUACAACUUCGGCUUCAUGUGAGAAGCUCCUUUCAGUGACCAAAGCCAGCAACACGGACAACCAUGUUCCUAGUUUGAAAAGGAAGAGGAUUGGUAAGCGGUUGCCUUUUCCUGUUGUGCAAAAUAGGCACUGGAACAAUCUCACCUCAGAAUCUUAAAAAGGCAAGGUGUGCUGAGGUCAUAAAAUGUCAGCCAAACGAGCUAGGGAAAGUUGAAACACCGAAUAUUUGUCUGAAGGCAGUUCUGGCAUGGGGGAGGGCAAACAAGCCAAGGCUUGAGAAUUGCUGCUGUUAGAUAAGACUUCUCAUGUAGAUAGAAGCUUGUAGCAUGUAUGGGUAUUUUCCAGGACUUGGUAUUAUUUAUGGAACUGCAGGUGACAUCAGUGGCUAGGAGUACCUCUUCCCAUCUUCAUUUUGUUCAGCAGCAGUGUUUAGAGAAAACCGACGUGGCCUGAAUUACACAUGCCUUGGUUGCAUCUUGGGUAGAUUACAGCAACACACUUUCGUUGGGCUGCCUCUAAAGACAGUAUUUCUAUCUCACCUUUUAGACUAAAACCCUCACAAGGCAGCUUACAGCAUCCACAGCAAUUAAUAAUAAUAUGACAGACAAUAAAACACAGAAAACAAAAUCAGUGCAUCAAAAAUUAAAGUAGGAACAACUAAAACAAGUCAGAUAAAGGCAUCAGUGAAAAGCAAAGUGGAAUUAGAAAGUUAAUUUAGGAACCUUCUUUAAUGUCACCAGUGAAGGGCCCAUAAACAACUCCUAGCGGAGGGAAUUCCACCACUGAAAAGACCCUUUCCCUUGUAUGUGCUAAACUGAUGCUAUUUAGUGAUAGGCUAGAAAGAAGGGCCUUUGAGGCCAAUAUCAGGACCCAGUCAGGUAUAAUAUGGGCACAGAUUUUCCUUCAGGUAGUCCUAUGCCAAAUUAAAACAAUGUAAUUUAAAACAAAUCAGAAGUAAAUGAGGUAUCUAGAGCCAAACAUAUAGGAACAGACCAUACCAAAAUAAAACAUAAUAAAUUAAUAUCACAAAGUAUUAAUAUCCAAGUAACACAAAUGGAUUUACAUACUUCUGUACUUUAUUAGCAUUUGAGAUCAGUUCCAGCUUAAUUAUUACUCCCCCCGCAGCUGUGGUUUCCUUAAAGGAAGUCAGUAUGAACCCAUACAAAAUGUUAUCACUUGUGUUCUCACAAAAGGUGGUUUCCAUGUAUUUAAGACCAGCGUCAGCAUUUAGUCAAAUAUACCAAAUGCACCAGAAUGAUUUGAAUGGGGAGAGCCUCUAGAUUUACCAUAUUUAACAAUGCUCAAAAGUCCUCUAUGCAGUCAUAUAUUAUUCAGCUGUCUCUUUUGAAAACUUCUGCAGGAACAUAAUCUUUACCGUAAUAACAAAACUUUCCCUAAAACUUAAUAUAUACAUGCUUUGCUUUUAGUCCCAGAUUUUUGUUUCAUUUCCUUGUCCAUGGAUGGAGAGGGCAUCUUUCUGACACUUUAAUGGACUGAAUCUUGCUGCCAAGUCCUUCAAACUUCUGCUUUAUUGUUUGUUUAACUUUCAGACUGCCCUUCAUCCUGAAGGAUCCCAGGGUGGUGCACAAAUAAAUGCACAUUAAAAAUAAUGAUGAUGAUGAUAAACACUUUUAAAUACCCCUUAUCUGCCCAGUUGAUCACUGCACUCUGAAAGUGAGGACUUCCUGAAUUACCAUCUUAUCAGGUUUCCUUAUCAGGAAAUCCCUUCUGCACAAUUUGGGAAUCUGCUCAUUAGUGUUAUGGCAUCUGCACUUUGGAAUUCCCUCCCUAUUAUUAUUUCAACUUAUACACUGCCCUAUACCCGAAGGUCUCAGGGAGGUUCACAAGAAGACCACAACUUAUAAAAUCAAACCAAAAGCAGUAACCCAAUAACUCCCCCUCCAAAAAAAUCCACAUUCUAAAAGGUUGUUGGAUGAAUAUUAGGCACCCUCUCUGUUGUUGUUUUCAGUGUCUACUGAAAACCUUCCUCUUUCAACAAGCUUUUUAAGUGGGGAUACUUCCUAGUCUGCAGCUGUAUUAGAAUUUUUUGUAAGAUCUUUUUAUUGUUUGCUUGUUGCUCACAUGCUCAGAACAUUUUGGCCCCAGCUGAAUUUGAAAAUAGACUUCUUGCUGGUCAUGCUUUUAAAGUGGAGGAUGCUUACCUUCCAGAGACAGAAAUUGGUAUAAAUUUUAGGAUUCUUCUCAUUUUAUUCUGAACAUCUAAACUGGAUAUACUCUUCUUUUUACUUCUCCUCCUGUCUCAAACUGAUCUAACCCUGAGCAGAGAAAAAUGAGUUGGGACAUUCAGAAUCUAGUUACUUACAGGCUGUGUAUCUUGUCUCAGAUAAUGGAGUGGCCAACCUGUGUGUAGAGUAUGACCAAAGGCCGUCCACCUCACAAAGACAACCUGGUAGCCUCUUGGCUGCACUGGAGUGCAAUGAAAAGAACUGCGGAGAGGCAGGUGAGGAAGACAGCUUGCCAGGAGAGGAACAGGUAUGAGAGCAUAGCUUGAAUUUCUAGUCCCUGAUUUCUCCCCACCCUCUCCCCAAACAGGUAAUAGACUAGUGUGCUUCUGUUAGGCAGAGAUCUUGAGCUACAGAGGUGUCACUCAAGCACCACUUUUUACAUGCUACAGUGAACACUACGAGUACACCUGGGUGUACAGGUGUGUGCCUAAGAUUCCCAUGAGCCAGGGCUUCUCAGUUUUCUUCAGAGCCUGCAUAUUUCUUGUUUAUUAUCUCUUGACAAACAGUAUCUGUUUUGUUUUACUGUCAUAGACAGAGUCAUAUAACAGCACUAUAUUGUUGGAAUGAGGUGUGUCUAUUCAGUUUUCUCAGAUUCUUAGAUUCUCAGGUCAAAGCCAGCUCUUCUAGACAAGGCACUUGAGGUCCAUUUAUUGGCUCUCCUGUCCCUUUAAUUUGUAAAGGUAAAAAAAGCAGGCGGGGAGAUAAUUCACAGCAUAGUGCUGGAGGAAGGGCAGGGGUUAAUCCUUUCCCCGUUCGCUGUUUUCCAGAUAGAAAUUGCCUGUGUGAUUUGACCCACUGGGGAGAACUUAAGCAUAUCCAUGUGUUUUCUCUAAAAGGGUGUUUUCCCACUCAAGGAGUGGGGUGAGCAGGGUGUAAAAAACCCCCAAAACACAUCCAGUAUUAUGGUUGCAAUCUGAAUCUUCCUCACCACACAUUCACUUAUCCCUUAGUUAUUUAGGACCCUCGUACCUAUGGGACUGCCUCUCCUGGUAUGCCCCGCGGAGGACCUUAAGGUCCGUAAAUAACAACACUUUGGAGGUCCCGAGCCUCAAGGAGGUUAGAUUCGUCUCAACUAGGGCCAGGGCCUUUUCAGCACUGGCCCUGACGUGGUGGAACGCUCUGUCACAAGAGACUAGGGCCCUGCUGGAUUUAACAUCUUUCCGCAGGGCCUCCAAGAUGGAGCUGUUCCGCCUGGCCUUCGGCUUGGACUUACUCUGACCCCUUUUCUGGGAUUUGGUAUAUAAAUUUUUUCUUGGCUUUUUUGCUGGCCCAUGUAGGACCAGCAUGGUUAGCUGGCUCGAGUGAAUAUCUGAUGUUUCGUCCCUUUAAUGGUCUUGUUUUAUGGGCUACUACUAAAAUGAGGCUGCGUUUUAAGCUGUAUUUUAAUUAACUGUUUGUUUGUUUGUUUGUUUGUUUGUUUGUUGCUGUUGUUUUUCAGUUACGUUUUAUUGUAAUUCAUAUUUGGUCUUAUUAUUAAAUCACACUACUUGAUAGUAUUGACUCUGAGUUGACCUGAUUUUUUUCAAAUGUUAGCAGCCUAUUUUUUAUUUCUGUCUCUGUUGAACUCCCACCCACCCCCUGACCCACCUUGAAUGUGAGGUUACUAGGAGAUGCAGAAGAGAUUGACCAUAGCUUUGAAGUGCUAGCAUUACUUUCCAGUCAGGGAAACCCCACAUUUCUAAACGUUGGCUUGCUUUUCUGCUACAUCUCCAGGACAAUGACUUCCCGUUGUUCUCCAUUAAGUGGGUGUCUUCCCAGAAAUGUGAACAUCCUUUCAUGCGCGGCAUACCUAGUCAGAGCAAAGAUUGUUUUUGUGUUCUUGAGCAUAGCUGGGAGGGCAAGCCCAGCCUUCAGUGCGGAAUUCUUCUGAAAGAGAGGGAGGAGAUUGCAUUAACACUGUUAACAUUUACAGGCAAAACGUUUGUCAACUCUUUCCCUUCGAUACGAGAAGAAGCUCAUGGAUGAGCAGAAAGGAGGCAGGAAGAAAAUCAAGAUAGUCAGCAAUCCGGUAUGUUUCAAGGAGUCAGCAACCUUUACGAGAAAUCAGAUAAUAGGAGAAAGAUGAGAGACCCCCUUGAAGCCAAAUGCAGGUGUUAUUGCUCAGUCCUCAAAUGCUUCAUUGUUCAAAAAGCACAGGUGGCCUCUUGAAAAUGGUGAUCUCUAAAAGCCAAAAUGCAGAUGAGUCACUUGGGGAAACCUUUGGCAUAAAGGUUUCGGUUAGUAGUGGGAAACUAUUUCCAUCCCAAAAGCCACAUUCUUCGGCAGCCUUUCAGGGACCUCAUGCCAGUGUUAGGUGGGGCCAAGUGCUAAACCAGGCACAGUGAUGCAUGGAGCUGUUACCUUUUCACGGUAGGUUCCAUUCCAGCCAUGCAGAAGUCAGAAGUUUCCAUAUAUACACGCACACACACACACACACACACACACACACCCCUCUCCAUCCUCCUUCCAGGCAAACGAGUCAUUCCAGGCAGGCAGGUGGGCGAAGGCACUCAAGGAGGGCAUGGCAUGUGGGACCAGUGGGACCCACGGAGGGUCUUGGGCCACAUUUGGUACCCAGGCUUGUAGUUUCUCAACCCUGGUUUAUUUCCUGAAGCUCAUCUCCUAAAACCUUUUGUUUCCACAAACCUUCCCAGGCAUUUAAUUAUAACAUGCAAUGUACCAUUGUUUUUAAAUUGUUGCUCUUGUUUGUAAUUUAAAAACUGUACAUGACCUUGUUUUUUAAUCCUCCUUUUGUUGAUAUUUUUAAUGAAUUUGCUGGUGUUUUUAAACUGCAGGUAUUUUUAAUUACUAUUUUAGAUUUCCCUUUGUAGAACAAAGAAGAAAACUGCUAAGAGGUUUUCUAUCAAUUAAGUGGUAUAUACACUUUGUUAAAUAAAAUAAAACAAUUCCAUCUCCCCUUGGUUGCUUUGGAGAAGGGAUAACUCUUCUUCCCUAUUCAUUUGUUACAAGGAAGAAAUUGGGUCUGGAGAAGUGUGUGCAAAAAAGAGCUUGCUUGUGGAUCGUGCUUACUUAAAUCUCUCUCUCUUUUUUUUUCAGCAGGCUGGCAAAGCCCAAGACCUCUCAGAGACUAAAACUGCCAGGGCUGCAGCUUUCAUUGCAACGGUGAAGCAGUCUUUGAGCCAGCUGAAUUUUAACACGUUCUCAAGGGCUCUGCAGCAGUACAAAACCACAAAUGACUUCAGUACUAUGUUGUGCCAGAUGAGCUCACUUUUCGUGGAAGACCAGAAAAAACAUGUCCUAUUGCGAGGUAUUGUGGCUCCUGGACAUCUCUUGUGGGCACCUGCUGGUUUUCAUGCACAAAUUAUUAUGGUUAAUGAAAGGUCUUCUGCAAAGUGCAGUGCAGGAGAAAAACCCGUGCGCUGGUUGCACUUUUUAAUUAUCCUUUUAUUGUUAUUCCUUCUGCUGUGCAAACAGGUGAUGUUGGCUGUUUUUAUCGUCUCGCUGAAGAAAUCCAUUUGGAUUUGCGAUUGUGUAUCUGUGAUACUGGAAAAACAAGCAGUUUCCUCGCUUAACCCUGACUCUUUUAGGAUGCAGAUGCACAUUCUUUCUGCUUGGUUAUAUAGGGGAGGGGGAAAUAGUCCCAAUAAGUUUUGUGAUCUAAAGCAAACACAAGGAGACAUCAGAAGGGGGGAAAUGGAGGUAUUGGGACAACGCGGGAUAGACACCUUGGAAUAAUAUCAAUAAAAAUAAAAUAAUCAGGCCAGUGGCCUAACCCCUUUGUCCAUGUGCUAUUAGAAGAUGUGAUGGUGGCCACUGGCUUAGAUGCUUUUAAAAGGCGAUUGGACAAAUUCAUGGUUGGAGGAGGGUGGUCUUUCAAAAGCUAAUAGUUGUGAUAACUAGAUGGAAGCUUAGAUGCAGCACGCCUCCAGAUACCAAAGCAGGGAGAGGAGGAACAAUGAGGGAGCUCUUGCCUUUAUGGGCUUCCCAGAAGCAUCUGUCUGGCCACAGCUGGAAAUGAAAUGCAGGACAAGACAGAGUGACCCUUGGCUCUAAUCCAGCAGGGCUUUCCUUUUGAAGAUGGUUUUGAAAGAAAUUUGGUAAUAGCGGCAAUUUCCCAUCACUUGUCAGAACUUGAAUAGACUGUAACAUGAGCUAUGGAACGUUAAUCUCAAGGUGGCAAGCCGCCUUUUGUCAAUGUGCUACUGUUGUUCCCUGAAAAUACUUUGGAACAGGCAGGUGGGGGGUGACAAAUUUCUAGGAACAUAUUGAUGCCUUCCUGAAUAAAGCACCUUUUCAGUGUUUGAUUCUAUGAACUUACCCUUCCUUCUUUUCUAUGCAAGAAUUUUACCAGUUUGUCCGGCCGCAGCACAAAAAGCAGUUUGACGAAGCUUGCUGUUCCCUGACGGGAGUGGGCUGUGGCUACAAACCUGAGCACAGCCUGAAGCUGGAGGAGAGGUUGCGGCUGGCCAAGAACCUAGGUGAGAACAGCCUUACUUUUGAGGAGUUGGCAGCCCUCUGAGAGUUCCUGCCUCUCUGUAUGUUCUCAGUCAGGAUCAGGGAGGGAUUCUUGUCUUUAGAAUGCUUGCAUCAUUGCUCUGUCAUCCCAAGUUGCUGCCCAUCUGAUCAUUAAGUCCUUAAAGAUCCUAGUGACUGAAGGGAAGAGCUGGGGCCGAGGAAUAACUUCUAAGCCACAGCCUCUGAGCAGCCUUGGCCGUUACCUCCAUUGCUGCUAGAGUAGCCUAACAGCUGAAGGGGCAAGUCUGUUCUUAUUUAAUGACCCAGAGCCAGAGCCACUUCAUAAGUUCACUCUCAUAGCCAUACAUACCGGAAUUGCCAGUUGGAAUGCUGUUCACUUAGGAUUGCAGGAAGCUGCCUUACACCUAAUUCACCUAGCUCAGUGUUCCCUGCACUGACUGCCAGCAGCUCUCUGGGGUUUCAGGAAUUGAACCCGGAACCUUUUGCAAGCAAAGCAUGUGCCCUGCCAACAAGCUACUUCAAAUUCAAAAAUCCUUUAUUAGGCAUAGCAGACCACACAUUAUCAAACAGACACCGUAUGCAAAUUGUGCAAAAUACGAGCUCAGCAUAACAAGGUUUGUCCCAGUCAGAUCUUUAACUCCAAAGGAAAUCAAUUUGCAUAAAUAAUACAAUACAACACUACCACAUCACCAAUCAAUUAAGAACCACUAAAUCUCUUUAUAAUGGCCCAGUCUUUCUACACGGACAGCACCCAAAAAUUCAGCCACUAUUAAAGUAAUUUGAUCAUUCCUGUCCAAAAGCAGGUCCUGAACCGUUGGUAUCAUAGAAUUCAGCGUAUUGAGUUGUAAGGCCUCAAAUAAUUGUCUUCUGGCAUAAAUGCCAAAAUCACAAGAAAAGAAAAUAUGCUCCAAAGUAUCAGGUUCCUGUGUACUACAUUUGCAGAGACGCUCUGAUUCUGGGAGAGCUAAAUAUCUUCCUUUCACUAUCAUCGAGGGAAACAUAUUAAACUGCCAACAAGCUAUGGCAGCUUCUUUGGAAGAAGUGCUAAAGACCCUCAGUGCCCGUGCCGUUGCUAGAAGAAGCUUAUGCCUGCAUGGUUAGUGGAUAUAACAUAGGAACAACCUGGCAGCACCGUCCUCCUUGAGUCCUAACCAUUUUGUGGAAGCUGUCAAUCAGGGACAGGUAACCUGUGAUCCUCUAGAUCUUGUUGGAUUUCCAACUCCUAGCCAGCGUAGCCAGUAGUUUAGCUCCUUCCUAUAAGUCCUAGCCAAGGAUAAAAGCCUUCUUAGUAAUAACACUGGGGUGCACCCUACAUAUUCCAUUUAGGGGCUGUAUUCAGUUAUUCCUAACCUGGUAGGACCUUGCAUUGCAUCAUGGGUUUCUUAACUCUGUGAGAGUUUCUUCCUUAACAAAGGACAGGUUUCUAGAGCAGCAAACACGGAAAUCAUCUCUCUCCACUUUCUCUGCGCCAUGCAUAACUUUAAAAAUCUUGAUUAUAUCCUCCUUUGCUUGCCUUUUUUUCAAAACUAAAAAUCCCCAGAUGUUGUAACCUGGCCUUUUAAGGGAGUUGCUCCAGCUUGCAAGAGGAAGAAAAUCACCCCGUGUCAAUUUGACUUCAAAUGUUUCCCUAAAAGUAAUUAAAAUAUUAUAUAAACCCAUGGUCCCACUGGUUUCCUACCUGGACCCUGAACUGAACUUUCCAGUCUCUUACUAAAGCUCCAUUUGGCUCAUUAGACCAAAGUUCCAUUGAAUUUCAGGUUCGAUCCCCGUCAGGGUCAGCUGCACAUUCCUGCAUUGCAGGGGGUUGGAUUACAUGAUCCUCAGGGUCUCUUCCAACUUCAUGAUUUACGGUAUUUUGGAUGUGUCCAAAAUACCAUAAAUCAGUGACUAAUAUAUGAUAUGUCAGUGACUAAGAUGCUCUUGUGUUUCAUUCCCUAAUCUAGCUUUUCUGUGGUGAAUUCAGUCUUUCAUAGACCUCAAGACCUCUCCUUUGCACUGAUAGGAAAUACUCCCACAAAAAAUCUGUUGCAUACUCAAUAUUAUACUGAUAUUAUAUUGGCUCUGCCAGACCAUUUCAGCAUACUAGUUCUGUUUUUUGUUCUCUAAAUGAGUAUGUCUUGCUCAGACCUAAUUGAGGAGGCUUACUGCAACCAUGACCAAGUGCCAUUUUGGAGCACUGCUACCUCAGCAGCCUUGCGGUGCUGAAAAGUACCUCAAAGGUCAUCUAGCAAUGCAGGAAUCUCAACUAAAGCAUCCAUGACAGAGGACCACCCAACUUUGCCUAAAAUCAUCCAAUGAAGGAGAGUCCACCACCUUCCAAAAGAAUCCAUUCCACUGUUGAACAUCUCUUACCAUCAGAAAGUUCUUCCUGAUGUUUCAUUGAAAUUGAAGCCAUGGGUUCAGGUCGUACCCUCGGGAGCAAGCAAGAACAAUUGAAGAUGGCUAUCAAGUCUUCUCUUUUCCAGGCCAAACAUAUACAGCUCUCUCAACCCAGUCCGAUAGCCUUGCCAUGCCACUGGAAAACUACCCUUCAGAUAGGCACCAAUUGUACUUCUUAUUGUACACCACUUUGGUAUUGUUUUAAUGAGAUACGGUAUAUAUGGCAUACAACUAUGUGGUAUAUUUUAAAUAAAAAUGGUCAGAAUUGGCCUCCCUUAGGAAGAAGUUGUUAUUCUUCCUGUUGUUUGGGAAAGGGAUUUUCCUGUCAUUUUAGGAUUAAGAAUAAGGAUACAUUGCAAUGAUUUCGUUGGACUUCCUUUCUUUUGUUCUUAAAGUACUCUCAAGACUUCCCACCUUCAUUCAAGCAAUUUUUGUAUCUCGUUCUCUUUGAUAUUAGAGAAGAAAUGUGAUGAGAAAACCACCUUUUCAGAUGGUUCAACUGGGCAGCUGAACACUGAGCAGCAUUUGAAUAAAGGAGGUUCCCACCUAACAUUUGGGUCGGACGGUGCAGGUAUGCUUCCUGUAAAGAAAUGCAUAAAGUAUGUUAAUGGCAGGAGCAAUAAAACUUGAUUUUACUUCCUGUAUGUCAAUGAAAGUAAAGAAAGAAAAGUGGUCCCUUGAGUCAAACCUUCACACGUUCGUUGGGCUGAUAUUGAGAUCACGAGAUUGCACACAAACUCUCCCCCCCCCCAUCGAACAACCCUAUGUUUUUAAUUUUAUAAUUGUAAUGUUUUUUUUAUUUAGUUGUAUUUUAAUGGCUUCUAACGCAAUCAUGAGAUGUUUUGGGUUUGUUGUGAAAUAUAGCAAAUAAAACAGCGAUGGAGAACUUGUGGUCCUCCAGAUAUUGUGGUUCAGCAACUCCCAGCAUCUCUGACCACUGGCCAUGUUGGCAGGAUGGAUGAUAAUUCAAUUCCCACAACUUCUGGAGAACCAGAGGCUCACUAACCCCAAUAUCAGGGUUAAGAUUAAAUAAAUCUGUGAGUCACUUUUGACUCAUUGACAUGAUUUGCGUACCCUGUACAUGUUAAAUUUCUUUUUUGUUAUCAUUUUUCAGCAUUGCACAUCCAUCACUAAGGAGGAAACUUUUCCUAUGGCUUACAUCAGUGUGUAUUAAGAGAUGUUGGGCAGUAUGCAAAUAAAUUGCUGUGCUAGCAAAACAGGAUCCCACCUCCUCCAAAAAGGGGGAAAACCCCCAAAACCCUAACAAGGAACAUUCUUAACUUGGCUUCAUCUGAUUCAGACUGCUACAUUUAGGAUCCUGUCCUUAUGUGCCUUGCCUUGUGCUUUCUAACAGGAGGAAACAGUGCCUGUGUGACUGCUGAGCCCUCCAAAAAAAUGCCCAGCUCCCUAAAGGAGAGCCGUAACCAAAUAAUCCGAUCAGCUUACCUGAGUGACCUCAAGGUGGCUCUGGACCAAAGCAGCUUCAGCACUUUCUUUUCAGCACUGUCAGCAUACAAGAAGACUGAUGACUACGAUGCCAUGGUGUCUGUGGUUGCAGCCCUCACCACAGAGAAGCCAGAACAUUUCCAUCUGCUACAAAGCAAGUAUCUGCCUGAUUGUUUCUCAGAGUGUCUUGCUGCCCGCAGAACUCUGCUCUUUCCACCCACAUGUUACUAACCCUGUUCCUCAGUGUGGUGGGGCAGUGAGUUCAGUUGCCAUCACUGACAAGCUGUGUGACAGCCGUGGCUGAACUUCUUUAUGGCACAUCAGUAUCAGAUACGGAUGGGGGAGAAAUUUGCAUUUUGAUCCGAAUUUAUUUCAUUUGAAAAGGUUUGUGGAUUGAAACACAUCUAGGCUUUGAAAUUCACCUUUCCAACCAGAAGCAUGCUGGAAAAUACAUAGGUUAAGGGCAAUAGUUCAUAUACAGCAAAGGCGCCUACUUUGAUAUCAGCAGGCAGGGAGUUCCAAAGUGUGGGUGCCGCCACACUAAAUAAUCAAGUUCUUACAAAUGCAGGUAUUGAUUUGGAUAGACAACAGUUCCGCUAAUAAGUUCAUCAACCUCCAAGGAGGUUAAAGAUUAAGUGCCGUGCAGAAGAGGCACUCGGUCUUUUCAUCUCACUAGAUUACUUUAGAAGCACCUUUACACUCAGACAAGUUGACUCAACAGGCCAGCUCUGGAUCUUGUACAGUCAUUCUUGGCACUAGACAUAUUUAACCAGAAAACUGCAAGGCUUCAGACUCUGUAGGUCUAAGACAAUCAUGCAAUAUUCCAUACUGGUUCCCAAGAGGAUUUCCCCUGCAUGUGUUUUUCAGAGGGCAGACAAGAACGCAAUCAUUUUUGCUGCUCUUUGUGUGAAUAUGACAUUCAAAGAGUCUUUCUGACUAGUAAAAUGAUUCCGCCGCAGUAGCUGGAAACCAGAACAGGCUGGAUUUAGGGACCAGCCAAGAGGGUUUUUUUGUUGUUGUUGGUCUUGUUGAAGUAAAGUGUUUUCCCCAUUCCCCUGGAAUUCCCUGGCUUAUAAUGAGCUGGCUCCAACUGUGUGUGCACGUCAUUAUUUGUUUAUGUUCACAGGGUUCUCCAUGUUUGUGCGCCCCCAUCACAAAAAACAGUUCAGGCAGAUGUGUAAAGAGCUGACUGGAAUGAGUUGCCCUGAGGAGAGUGAGGAGGCUUUGUUACCAGCACAGGAGGAGGGCUCCCUUGGCUUGAGGGACUCAAACUGCACGGUGGAAGAGAGUAAAACUCAGGAUAAAGCUGCCAGCCCAAUCCCAGGUUUGAGUUGCUUAUUUCAGUACAGUUUUCCCUCCUCCCCAAAUAAGUCUGCUCCAGGUUUUCUUCUUUCCAUCCACCGAUAAGGGAAAUAAAAAGAAGUUGCAGCCUUCUCCUGUUCAGUGAAUCAGAGGAAGAUUAACACAAGAUUAAGGAUAAGAUACAGCAGCCUCUUUUUUUUUUUGCAGUGAAAUUUGCUGCUUAAUAGGAAAAAUGCGGCACCCCCAACCCUGGCACAACAAGCAAAAAUGAGGCAGAAAUGUGGCCUCUUUGUUUGCUCACCAGAUAAAAUUAAGUUACAGGUAGGUAGCCGUGUUGGUCUGCCGUAGUCUAAACAAACAAACAAACAAAAUCCUUCCAGUAGCACCUUAGAGACCAACUAAGUUUGUUAUUGGUAUGAGCUUUCGGGUUCAUGCACACUUCUUCAGAUGCACUCAUACCAAUAACAAACUUACCGUAUUUUCCGGCCCAUAGGGCGCACCUAGUUUUUGGGGGGGAAUAAAGAAAAAAAAAUUAUUUCCCCCCCCCCAGACCCCAAAACAGGCUGCUAUCCGCAAGCCUAGGGAGCCCAGCGGGAAGUCGCACCGGGCUCCCAAGGGUUGCGGAGAGCUGCCCGAAGCCCGGGGAGCGCUCCGCUGCACUCCCCAGGUUUCGGGCUGCAGGCUGCUGUCUGCAAGCCUUGGGAGCCCGGCGGGAACUCCCGCGGGCUCCCAAGGCUUGCGGAUAGCUUCCUGAAGCCUGGACCCCUCUCACUCUCCAGCCUUCAGAGAAAGCCUGCAUUCGCCCCAUAGGACGUGCACACAUUUCCCCUUCAUUUUUGGAGGGGAAAAAGUGCGUCCUAUAGGGCGAAAAAUACGGUAGUUGGUCUCUAAGUUGCUACUGGAAGGAUUUUUUUUUUUAUAGAUAAAAUUAAAUUAUUGUUCAUCAAUACCUCUUUUGUCUUCACUCAGACAACUAAGGAAGAAUGAAUUAAGGAUUAACUGUAGCCACAAAUCCCACCCAGAUUUUUAGAUUGUGAGUAUAUUGUUAUAAAACGGGCAGAGCAGGCUGACGAAGGCUGAAAGUGUCUGAAGCUGGCAGUUCACACUGCAUCUGAUGUGUUACAUAUCUUUGUUGACUAAUGGUGCAGUGCAUUACUGCCAUAAUUGAUUAACUUAUUUUCAAUGACACAUCUAGGCUGAAGUGUUCUUAUCCAUUGUGGUCCCCCCCCCCCAAUACUGGUAGUUUCCUGAUUACUCAUCCCGAGAAUACAAAUGCUUUGGUGUUGCCCCACCUACCAGAAGGAGGCAUAGCAGUUUGUAAGUUUGACUCCUCCGUAAAGAUGUUUUCAUCUUCCCAGACCAGUCCUAUCGCUCUCUUCUUUCACACUACAAUAUGAUAACAGCUACAACAGCUACCUAAAGGCAAUUCACAGCCCCAGAUCAGUCCUGUCUCAUGGUACGAAACAGGUUCUGUGGUGGAACCUUUUCCUUUUCUUGGAAGUGUAUGGUGGGCAUUCUAUCCAACACUGCUUCUUCAGGUAGUAUCAGUGUAAAUUAUAUCAUUUUGCUUAUACAGUGGUACCUUGGUUUAAGAACAGCUUAGUUUAUGAACAGCUUGGAUUAAGAACUCUGCAAACCCGAAAGUAGGUGUUUUGGUUUGUGAACUUUGCCUUGGAAUAAGAACAUGUUCCGCUUCCUGUUGAGCGUGUUCCAUUUGUAAAUUGAGCCCCCCGCUGCUAUGGGAAAGCACGCCUUGGUUUAACAACGCUUUGGUUUAAGAAUGGACUUCUGGAACGGAUUAAGUUUGCAAACCAUGGUACCACUGUAGUUGCUAAUAACACUGGUUUUAGUUUGUUCUUUGAACUGUGCCCUGGGUUUAGUUGUGUUGGCUUUUGUCUUCAAGGAGAAACAUGUUCCUGCUCUUCGUAUUAGCAUUUGUGUCCUCCUGUGGGUCUCCCAGCAGUGGUUAUCCCAUUGGACAGCCGAGAUAGUUUCCAUCCCAAAUCCAAAACUGAAGCCCAAUUAAACUGGACCUAUAUAAAUUUUUCAUCUGAGUUAAACUAGAGUCGAUUGGCCAUCCCUCUCUUGAGUGUCCAGGAAAGGAAUGUUGGCCAUCAGCCCUGUAGUUAUUUAAAUUGUGGAGCAAGUACCACGUGUCCUAAUCCUGGAGGAUGGGUGGUAUAAAUAAGCAAUAAAUAAAUGGAAGAAAAAACUGCUCAUACAUAGUUGUGUGUGCUUUUUGAGAUGUAACUGUAUGAUCUCCUCUGCAGGUUCCUCCAAGAGUGAGAUGCUAGAGAAGAUCCUAAGUAAUGCCACCCCUAUAAGUAACUUGGAAUCACAGAACUCCAAGGGAGGUCCAAGCAGUGUCCGCACACCCAUGGAUUCUGACAGCGUGCCCAUCUCACCAUUAAGGGGUAUGUAAAUAUUGGUUCAAGGGAUGCGGGUGGCGCUGUGGGUUAAACCACAGAGCCUAGGACUUGCCGAUCAGAAGGUCGGCAGUUCGAAUCCCCGCGACGGGGUGAGCUUGUGUUGCUCGGUCCCAGCUUCUUAGCAGUUCGAAAGCACGUCAAACUGCACGUAGAUAAAUAGGUACCGUUCCAGCGGGAAGGUAAAUGGCGUUUCCAUGUGCUGUUCUGGUUCGCCAGAAGCGGCUUAGUCAUGUUGGCCACAUGACCUGGAAGCUGUACACCGGCUCCUUCGGCCAAUAAAGCGAGAUGAGCGCCGCAACCCCAGAGUCAGCCACGACUGGACCUAAUGGUCAGGGGUCCCUUUACCUUUACCUUAAAUAUUGGAUCAGGUAGAAGCCCUUCUUCCUUCAAAAGAAAGGAUACCUCAACUGCAUCAGUAAUACAUUAUGAAUGCAGUAGCUCAAUGACAGGGUAUAUGCUUUACAUGCACCAGAUCCCAGUUUCAGUGUGCUGCACCAUCAGCUAAAGGACCUCAACUUUUAAGGGUGGGAAAUAUUUGGUUACCUAAAGCCUUGGAGAAUGUAUGAGUCAAGAGCAGACAGUAACAAAUUGGAUGGGUUAAUGGCCUCAUUAAGUAAAUAGGAGCUUUACAUAUUCAGUUGUCUAAAGGCGUUCCAACCUUGCCACUAGUUGCUGUUGCCAAAAUUUGAGAAGAAGACAAUUCCAUUAGUUAGUUCCUAUCUGUGUUCAUUCUGGCUUCUUCCCAGGAGAGGCUAGAGGUCAGAGUGUGCUUUCCUUCAUCUCUGCAGUCCUCGGGGAGCUAUAAUAUCAAACAGCAAUAAAUCUGACAGCUUCUGUUGUACGUAUUUUAUCUGUGCAAAACUGUGUAGGGGGGGCAGUACUUCAGCUGCCAAAAGGACUCCGCCUCUUAACAGUCACACUCUUUUUCAAUUUUCCAGAAGGGUUCCAGUGUGGAAAAUGCAAAUCUGAGCAUAGUGUGCCUUUUAGAUGCCAGCUGUGCGACUUCACUUGUUGCAAAUUGUGCUGGGAGAGUCUCCUAAAGGUUGGUUUUGCUUGUUGAAGUUUUGCUUUCUCCUUUCCUCAAAACAGCAUUGUCUGAUUGGUUUCCCCAUUCACUGGUAGAGCAGCUACUUCAUAAUAUUGUAAUGGAGCCAUUUUCCCAGUCAUAGCUGGCAGGGUUAGUGCCAGAUUCGCAGUGUGUCUGCACCACCAGCAUCAUAGCUUUGUCCCUCCUCGUAAGCUGUAGUAACAGUGUGAUAGGAGGUCAGGUAGGCAGCUGCAUCCUGCCCUGCUCACCACUACUAGCCAUUACUUACUUUCCCUGCCUCCAAAGAUGUGUGACUUGCACAUUUUAAAAUCUGUUUUCAACUGUGGAGUUGUUACAGUUUUCCUCUGCCAGAAAAAAAUGGGUUGUUCUUGUGGUCCAUUGCAGCCACAGGCCUCCUCUCUCUCGUGAGGCAGUGGCACAAACAAGCAUGCACAGAGCUUUCAGAAGGUACCAAUAGCACCUGGUCAUUCAGCUUUAUUCAGGGAGUGUGCAUUGCAGAGAAGGACACUAUGUGAUUUUCCAUGUUCGUUCUUUGGAGCACAUGAGUCAGUCAUCUGGUUACGCAUUGAAAUGGUAUGGCUUGCAAGCUUUAAUCUCUUGAUCAGUUUAAAUUGUAUGAAAUUGCAGUUGAAAAAUGUUCCCCGUUUCAUGGUAAGUAUAUGCAAAUGCAAUUCUUCUCUGGGCUAUCACUGUUCCGGUUAAGCUGAUUAAUGAGAGAAGAUAGGAUGACUGAGGGAGCAGCAAGUACAGGGAGUUACUUUUAGAAUUCCUGCUCCAUGAUUGCAGUCAUGGCAUUGUUGUCUUAUCACAUGACGGUGCAUAUUUUGACUCCACAAAGAGGGAAGUGACGGAGACAGGAUGUCUGUGUUACUGUGUUCCGUGAAGUGGGACUAUUGUCCUUUGUUCUUUCUCUUUGCUGCCUGAUGCUAGAGAGAGAGGGAACCAUAUUGCAGUGCUCCAUGUGUGUUUAUAUGUAAAUAAAGUAGAUUAGCCAACAUGCUGAGUUGUUGAGGUCUGUCACGCAAGUUGCGAAGACUCUGCGGAUCUCUAAGUGUGCCGAUGUCUGUUGGCAUUGGUUGCUGUGAUGUUCGGGCAGAAGAAAGCUUUUGAAGCUCCCGAACAAACGACCAGGAGAGAGAGAACAUGCCAGUCGGGUAUGUGUCUCUACCAGGGUCCUACUCGAGUGUAGGCUGAGCUCCUGACAGUUACCCCCCCCCAUUUAAUCAUGGAAUUGCAACAGUUCCAGAGAAAGAAAACCACCAGUUGGCAGUGAUCCUUUAUGCUUAUUUGAAACAGAGCUUGUUGAGUAGGGGCUCCUGCCAACUCCUACCCCGCUUCCCAUUACAUCUCGCCCCAAACCCUCAUCCCCUUACACAGCUUUUACAUCCAAUCCCCAUCCCCUUCUACCUGCCACCUCCACCCCAUUGCCAAUCCCCAUCCCUGCACAGCUCUUUCCAAACUCCCUGAAAGUUCACCCCAAACUCCUCCAUGUGACACAGCUCACCCAAAACUUUUCUGCCCCUCAGAGUGUGAAGCCAACCCCCUUUCUUACAGGAGUAAUGCGCCAGGCAUGAUUGCAGUGUACUCUGGGUCUUGAACCAGGCAGCCCUGGCAGCCAAAACUUAGCUCUUCUUGUCUCACUAAGGCAUGUAGGUCAUCAGGAGGUAUCAAGUGAGCUCUCUGCCCCUUUUGGGCACCAACAGGGCAGUAAGAGAAAGCAUCUAAUCAUCACAGAGAAAUGAGGCCUAUUUAGGUUACCAAAUACAGUGAGCAGCAUGUGGAAUUAUGCCUUCGGAAAGUUCCCCCUGACAAGUGACCUAUGAGUUGGGUCCUUGAAGCAUUCAUCGCCUUCCAUGAAGUGCCAACAAAAGAACAUGCAUGGUCAAGCAGCACGGCCAAUUUGCAAAAAUCAGCAAACUGAUUUUCUCCCUGCUGGGAAAGAACCUGACUCAGACAUUAUCAGGGGUGUGAGAGGCAAUGCCAAUGAAAACUGAGGUCAGCAACUGUUAACCAGAACCGCGGUGAGUUCACUUCUUUAACACCUUUGGAACAGUUUUGCUUCCUCCUUUCCUAGACUGGGAUUGCAUAAACGAAGCAGGAACUUAGAACUGAGCUCUAAAAUCCAGAGUUGGGCAAUGCCUUUUAUUAGAACUAACCAAAAUGUCACAAACGUGUGGCAGCCUUUUGAGUUCGACCAAAAACAAAGUGAAGGGGAAACGUGUGUCAACUUCAUAUUUUUAUUAGAAUAAUAAAUAAUUAAAUAACCUGUCAGAUGAAUAAAUGCUUCAGUAAUAAAGCCAUAAGACACCCAAAGUCUGGUGUGUAACCCCUAUCUGUCCCAAACCUUAAAUAAAAUAUGCAGGUUCAUGAGAUAAAGGAAGAGCAGAAGAUACUUAGAAAUCAAACUGUUAACUAAAGUUAGAUUAUCCCCCUCAGUUGGCCAAGCAUUCUGCAAGCUUUGCAUUGCUUCUCUAUUGUGGCUUAUUGGUCUAUGGAGUUUUUUUCACCCUGUGGUAACCUUCAGUUGGAAAAGCCAUUCUGCAGUUCUUGGCUUUAAGAAAGCAGGUUCUUAGAUUUGGCUUUUAAGUACAUGACUGACCCUUGUGUGCUUUGCUUUUAUUUACUAAACUAGCUGCUGCUGCCCCUACCUGUUCUGCUCACCAACCCCGCUCCCCCCCAUCUGAGCAAACACCCCUCCCUUUACCCCUGACCUAUCCUCUAUCGCCAAACCCCUUUAAAGAAGCGGGGUGCUUUAGAGAGUCAUUUGCAAAACAGCUCUCUGAAGUGCCUCCCUCACCUGUUAAACCUCUCUGGGGAUGCAUGUAACAGGGAUGGUGGGGAGGUGUUUCAGAGUAAACUGCUCUCUGAAGCAUCUCUCCCCCUUCCCAUUAAACCUUCCUUCCCCAGUCAUACAUCCUUACCAGAUCUUGGAAGCAAAAUGAGUGAUAUAAUUUGGGUUAAUCAUGUGUGAGUCAGAUGCCACAGAUUGAGCACCAAAAGCUUACUUCUUGUUGUUCUUGGCCAUUGUAUGAGUUCUUGGCAGAAUGGCAGACGUCAGACAUCUUUAUUGUUCUUAGUGGAGUUGCUCAUGUUGGGCAGUGUUCAUUUCCCCCCCUGUUUUCUGCUUCACCCCCUCCUCACCCCUCAGGUUGACAAGAAGUGCCCGGAAUGCAAAGCUGAUACCAAGAAGAGACAUUUAUCUAUGAAUUAUUGGCCAGAUCCCCAGUGA
Messenger RNA from Podarcis lilfordi (Lilford's wall lizard), 71802 nucleotides. The record is from the annotation of a GenBank genome assembly. Lineage: Eukaryota; Metazoa; Chordata; Lepidosauria; Squamata; Lacertidae.